Xyrichtys novacula (pearly razorfish) is the source of this 59452-nucleotide messenger RNA. The record is from the annotation of a GenBank genome assembly. NCBI's taxonomy places the organism in Eukaryota, Metazoa, Chordata, Actinopteri, Labriformes, Labridae.
GGCCAUCCGGGCACUUUGGUCAGCUGAUCAAAACACGGAAGUGCUGUGCAGAUUUAAACUUUUCAGUGGACCUGAGCAGGAGGAGACUCCCCGAACAGUAAAUAUGUGUCUUUUCGUAGAUUUUUGAGGAAUCCUCCGUUUUUUAAACUUAACGGCGUGACUUUACGGUUUGAAAGUGGUUCCGCUGUAACUGUGAGUACCGUUUAUUUAGUUUUAAUAAUAUUUUGUUGGUUUAUGAUUAAAAAAAUGGCAGAAUUACUGAUGUUGAAGCAUUUCCUGGGUUAAAUAUUACCUUUCAGGGUACACAGACAUGAUCUAUGGUUUCAGGAGCUACAGUUUACCCCCGGUAGUUUUUUAAAAGUCCUUGAUGGGUUUAAAAAAGAAGAAAUUUACCUCAAAGCUCACAUUAUUCAGCACAAGGAGCUCAUUACUGUGAUUUAAACAUGAUUUUUAAAGCUGAAAUCUACAAAAGAGCUUUAAAUCACCUGAACACAUUUAUGAUCAGGUUCAAGUUGAAAUUUAAACAUCUUUUUCCAGUCUGGUUUUAUUUUUCAGUAUUUGUGCAUAUGAGUUAUCUCAUACAUUAACAAAGUAAACUAGGGUUAUCUCUGCUGUCACCUUUAUACUCGAACCCUGACCCAGUUCAGUCCCCUCAGUUUUGAGGUGGUUGUCAGAAAGUAUGUUGCUAACUUAAGAGCAGUAAGAUGUACUUGCAAUUGUGGGCAGGAAAUCAGCAGGAAGAGAAAGUUUUUCACUGAAGCUUUAGGAUUUUUAGAUAUAAAAUCACUAAAAUUAAAUGAAUGAUAUGGAAUAUUCUUGUUCCUCCAGUGUGGCUCUCAUGGUUUUUCAUGUUUUUAGGGGUCCACCCUUGCCCUAAAACAACAUUAAUGAAAAUAUUUAAAGUGAUUGUUUGAUGAUUUUGCUUUCACUUUUCUAUUUUUUUCGUACAAAAAAGCAGCAUAUAUUUUUAGGAGUUGUAACUCUGUGUGUUUUUCUAUUUUAAUUUCCAGCAGAGGGCCCGGUCGGGCUGCAGGUCGCUGAUGAUGACGGCGAAGGUGUUUCGCAGUCCAGCCCGUCACGGUUAUGCUGUGGAAGUGUCUCCGUUUCUACCGAACAGAGUGGCCUGUGUGUCCUCCCAGUACUACGGCAUAGCUGGUUAGUGCAGCACAGUUAUGGUGGUUCAUACGCCUCAACAGGAAUUAGAGCUUCAAUCUAAAAUAAGUGGAUGGAUGUAGAUGCUCUUAUAGAACAUGAGGGUUAAUUAGUGUUGAAGUAAAUCUCAAGGUUUUUUGGUGUUUCUGUUCAUUAAACCCUCAAAGACAUCUGCAGAGUUUGCUGCAUUUUUAGGUUGAUCUGAAUCCAGCACUAGCGUUUAUCAUCAUGACCAAAUCCCAGACUCUGCAGGUCUUAAACACCAUAAACUGGCUGAAUUACUAGAAACACUGCUGAGUUUAUGGUCUAACAAACAUGCAGCUUUAGUGUGGAAAUGGAAUCUGUUGCAGAGGUAAUGGAAAUGUACAAAAACUGAGCCAUGAAAUAAGUAAGUUUGUGGAGGAGUAGAGCAUGUCCUUUUGCAGAGUAACAGAGUUAGAGACUGUUUCAGUAUAUUUUUAAAUUACCAAACUGUUCAUUCAUGUUUUAAGUUAGAGCUUCAAAAGUUCUUGAAAUUAACCCCCAAAAUAUGCUUUUUAGGUUGUGGCACUUUGCUGGUUCUGGAUGAGACUGAAACAGGAGUCGCUUUAGUGAGAAGGUAAAGUUUCUUUUUCUCUUAAAUAUUUCUUUAUUGCAGUUUUUCUCUCUCUCUAUAACCUAGUUUAUUUAUAUUUUUCUUAUUUAUUUUUUAAUAACCUAUUAUUUUUAUGUCUUUCAAGGAGGGGACACACUUUUCACAAAGCCUAAAUUUUAAGCUUACUGUGUAUUUUUUGCUCUGAGGUGUCUUUUUUUUUUUUUUUAGCUCCAUUUCUGUUUGUAACGUAAAGCUAGUUUAACUCUUCUACAGAUUUUAAAGCUUUAACAGGUUUUUUUUCUUGCUGCAUUUCAUGUCUGUGUCUGUGUAUGUGUGUGUGUUAGCUGGGAGUGGAGUGAUGGCCUGUUUGAUGUUACCUGGAGUGAAACAAAUGAACACAUCAUGGUUGCUGGGGGUGGGGACGGCAGCCUGCAGCUGUGGGACACAGCCAAUCCCAACGCCCCUCUAAGAGUCGCCAAAGAACACACACAAGAGGUGAGAAAUACACACACACACACGCACACACAUGCUCAUACACAGGAUGGAUCUAGCUUUAACUGACACUUGCACCUGUGUGUGCAGGUGUACGCUGUGGACUGGAGUCAAACUAGAGGAGAAAACCUCAUUGUCUCCGGAUCGUGGGAUCAAACUGCUAAAGUUGUGCGUUUUUUUAUUUCCUCUUCUUUUCCACGUUGUGUCCUUUGAUUAUUGAAUGCUUUUGAUAUAUUAAGUUUGUAUGUUUUUCCCUCCACAGUGGGACCCUGCUCUCAGCCAAUCCCUGACCACUCUAAGGGGUCAUGAAGGGGUCAUCUACAGCACCAUCUGGUCGCCUCACAUCCCAGGAUGCUUUGCUUCAGCCUCAGGUGAGUCUGCACACGAAGGUUCAGAGGUUGAAAAAGGAUCAUUUUGGGAUGAUUUUGACCAACAUAAUUUCUGCACUCUGUUGCACUGUUGGAGUUAGGAGUGAAUUUUCUCAGAUUUAAUCAAAGUCCAGAUGAAUUAACGUUUGUUUAGGUCUAUCACUGGGAAAACUGUUCACACACGCUUAGGGGAAAAGAUCUGUGCGACCGGACAACAGAUACGUUUUUACUAUGAUGCUGUUUGGUCACAUUUGAACAGACAGUUUUAGCCUCUGUACUCUGCACUUAAGUUAUAUGUCACUAGAUGGUGCUGUAGCUGUUUAAUCGUGGUGGGACUCUGCAGCGUUUCAUUCCUCAUCACACUUUUAGGACUUUCCUUCAGGCUGUAAAGAUGCAGCUGCUCAAAAUUCGGCUUUAGGUCAAAAACUGAAACACAUUGUGAUGCAGUUUUAUGUCUGUAUGUUUCUGUGUUUUCUAAAUUGAAUUACAGUUAGUUUAGAGAUUAUCACACAGUAUUUUGUUAGAGAUGUGCUUCGAACAGAAUCUGGAUUUGAUACACUGAAUUAUGUGUCUAUGUUGUGCAAACAUGACAUAUCACAUGGUUUAUUUGUAUGAGCUGUGUGCCUUUUAUUUGAUAGGACAGACUGAGAGAGACAGAUAAUGCAUCAAAUCAAAUUAAUAAAAAUGUUUGAUCAUUUUACAUUUGUUUUCAAAAAGUUUGUACAGGGCCAACCAAACAGGUGAAAAGUUGUUAGUAACAUUACUGAUUAUAAAACGGAUGUUUAGAGACUCUGAGUCUGAACAGGAGAAACACUCGAAAAGACUCCAAAUAUUAAAAAAACCUGAGUUACACAGGUAGGAACAAAAAAACAACAGCCCCUCUUCUCUCCUUCUCUCCUUUUCUCUCCUCUCCUAGUUUCCUCUCCUUUCCUUUCCCCGUGUCCUCUCCUCUCCUUCUCUUGUUUUAUCUUCUCUCCUUCUCUCGUUUCCUCUCCUCCCCUCUCCUCUCCUUGUCUUGUUUCCUCUUUUCUUUUUCCUCUCAUCUCAUUUCCACUGCUCUCCUUCCCUCAUUUCCUCUGCUCUCCUCUCCUUUUCUCCUUUUCUCUGCUCUUGUUUCCUCUAGUUUCCUCUCCUCUCCCCACCUCUCCUUCUCUCCUUUCCUCUCCUCUGCUCUCAUCUCCUCUCCUUCUCGUUUCCUCUCCUCUCUUUCUCUCAUCUCCUUUACCCAUUUCCUCUUCUCUCCUUCCCUUGUUUCCUCUCAUCUCCUCCCUUCUCCUCUCCUUGUCUUGUUUCAUCUGCUCUCCUCCUCUUUUCCCAUUUUUUCUCUACUUUCCCUGUUUCCUCUCCUCUCCCCACCUCUCCUUCUUUCAUUUCCUCUGCUCUCCUCUCCUCACCUUUUCUCCUUUUUUCUCCUCUAGUUUCCUAGUUUCUCCUCUUGUUUCCUCUCCUCUACCCACCUCUCCUUCUGUCAUUUCCUCUCCUCUCCUCUCCCUCUGCUCUCCUCUCCUCACCUUUUCUCCUUUUCUCUCCUCUUGUUUACUCAUUUCCUCUCCUCCUCCCACCUCUCCUUCUCUCAUUUUCCCUCCUCUCCUCACAUCUCCUCUCCUUCUCGUUUCCUUUCCUCUCUUUCUCUCAUCUCCUCCCCCCAAUUUCCUCUCCUCUCCUUCUCUUGUUUCCUCUCCUCUCCUCUCUUCUUCUCUCUCUGUUUCCUCUCCUCUCUUUCUCUCAUCUCCUUUACCCAUUUCCUCUUCUCUCCUUCCCUUGUUUCCUCUCAUCUCCUCCCUUCUCCUCUCCUUGUCUUGUUUCAUCUGCUCUCCUCCUCUUUUCCCAUUUUUUCUCUACUUUCCCUGUUUCCUCUCCUCUCCCCACCUCUCCUUCUGUCAUUUCCUCUCCUCUCCUCUGCUCUCCUCUCCUUCUCUCAUUUCCUCUGCUCUCCUCUCCUCUCCUUCUCUCGUUUCCUUUCCUCUCUUUCUCUCAUCUCCUCCCCCAAUGUCUUCCCCUCUCCUUCUCUUGUUUUCCCUCCUCUCCUCUCUUCUUCUCUCUCUGUUACCUCUCCUCUCUUUCUCUUGCCUUUUUUCCUCUCCUUCGCUUGUUUCCUCUGCUCUCCUCUCCUUUUCUCUCCGUUUCCUUUCCUCUCUUUCUCUUGUCUUUUCUCCUCUCCCUCUCUUGUCUCCUCUCCUCUCCUCUCUUAUCCUCUCAUUUCCUCUCCUCUCCUCCCCUCCCUUCCUCUCUCUCCUCCCCUCUCGCUCUAUCGAGGAAGUGAGGUCCAGAAAUGAGCUCCAUUCAAACACAAUGAAGUCAAUCACUUUGUACCCGGGGGAGCUCUGGGAUUAUCUCCUCCGUCUGUGUGGGAGCGGACCAUGAUAACUCCAUCAGAGGGGUGGAGUCGAGCUGCUGAUGCUGCUCAGAUUGCAAUCCGGCUGGAGUCCAAACUCUGCUGCAGCUGUCUUCAGCUCAGGACCAGUUUUUGAGGCGUGCUUUAACAAGUCAGCUAAUGACUUUGGUUAAUUGGUUUGAGAGAGCGAGCGGAAAUGUGGUGGGAUGAGAUUUGGGAAGCAGGAGGUUAAGCUCCUGUUGCUCAGGGAGUUACUCAGGGUUCAACAGAGUGACCUGUAAGAUUUCAUUUUCAUUUUCAUACACAGAAACUGUUACCCGUGUCAGAGACUUUACUGUGCCAAAUCUGCACGUUUUUAAAGCUUUAUAAUGUUACAAGGAGGCAAAUACUGUUUCAGAGCCUUUGUUAAUUAUUGCAUCAUAUUAUAAAAGCAGUUUCUUUUGGACUAUUACAGUUUGAUCAGAUGGGAAGCUGUCAAAGAGUAACAGCAUCAGUAACAGGUAGAAUAAGGCACAGUUUACAUGGAGUUACUACUACCUGGUGAACUAAAGUCAUAUGCGUGUCACACCUAAUGUUAGUCUUUUAGUGUUGAUAAUCACACUAAAUCAGUAAAGUCUUUAGUUCACUCAGAUUAGGGCUGGGCAAUAUGGCCUUAAAUCAAUAUCACCUUAUAUUGAGCAGUUCACCUUGAUUACUAUAAAUGGACGAUAACUACUCCACAAGCUGCUGACCCCCUCCCACAUUAACUACGUCUACUUCAGUCGCCGCUCUAACUUUUGAACCGUCCUCCAUCUCCUCACCUGUUUUUCCCUCUUUGCUACAGACUGGAUGGGGUGGAGUCACGUCUCUGAUGUAGAACAGCGUCUGAAAGGGACAUGAGACCAUAGCCUACCUACACACAUCCAAAACCAACUUUUAUUCAUUUAUUUUUUUUGACACUGUAUAUACUGAUAUGGGCAAAAAGACAUUGGUUAUUGUCGUAAAUUUUGGUAUCUGUAAAUUUUUGGUUUAUCGCCCAGCCCUAACUCAGAUUGACCAACAUUUCUGAGGCACAGAUAUGAAUACAGAUCAAACCAAAAAUCCAGCUUUAACAGAUUUUGGUUAGAAAAAGCUUUAGAAAAAGCCAAUAUGUUGACCUACGCUUUGCUGAUGACACCUGUUUUGAUAGGUUUCACUCAUUUUCCCUUGACGUUUUAAUCAGUCUGGGACCCACUUGCGGCUCAAAAAAACCCAACUUAUUAUUUAUCUUGUGGUGAUGUCUGUGAAAACCCUUAUUUCAGCUGUAUUUGGUCUCUGCCUGAUUCACUUCAGUUUGGUGGCUUUUCCACUGAUAUAAAUGUAGAUAGAGCUUGUCGGAUGCUAUUUUUUACACAGCUUUGUAGCCAUGAAACAACCCAAAAGUUAUGCCUUUGGAGAAAACAUCUAAGGCCAUCUCCCAAGCUCAGUCCCUGAUGUAUUAGGGCUGAACAAUAUAUUGUAGUAGUCACACAGCAGGAAGUGUGAUAUCAGUCACAUGACCUGAAGACGCCCUGCUUUCAUCUCGUCAUCCAGCUCGUACUGGUCUUUGUUUACAAAGGAGUCCACAGUGAAGCGGUGAGCACUAACAUGAUGUCCUAAAACAUCCAAACUUCCCGCUGUUUUGUGGAGCCUCCGUCUUUGGGAGAGAGAAUACAGCUGAGACGACUUAGAGAAACGUUAGAGUAAGACAGAAGCAACAGAGAGCAGAGAGGAGGGAAGCCGAGCAGGGAAAUAAACUUUCCGGGCGAGGGAAAAAUUGAAAGAGUUUGUCCUUGACGGGUGGAUGUGUCCUUAUCGACUUAUCAAGGCGAGAUCUUUAGGGCCAAAGCACUUCAGGGGUAGUUUGCAGAGGUUAAAUUUGGACCGCCAACAUCAUAACACACCAUUAUAGAAUCAGUAUGUACAGAUCAGCCUACUGUUUAAAAAUGUCCCUCUCUUUGUACAAGAUAAAAAACAGACACCCUCUAUUUAUAAAUGUUCACAGUCUCUAAUAUUUCAUCACCAUGAAACAGUGAAAACCUUAUCUAGAGCAGGAACAUCUGGGCUAUAAAAGUAAGGAUUGGUUGUAGUAAUUGAAUCGCAGGUUUGCAGGUGAAGUGUUUGUUAUGUUUUGUUGCAGAGAGACGGAUCAGAUAAGCCGCGCAGUGAAGCUCUGGAGCUCUGCUAAAUGAUUUACUGAGCUCUGACGUCCAUAAAGAAACAAUCACUGUGGACAGACUGUCCAUGUGAAGCAGUUAUAGCUGUUUAUCUCCAUGUUUACAUCUGAUCUGACGCAUUAACCUGCAGGCAGAUCACUGAAACUCCCACAGAGUCAAACUUUAGUCAAAGAUUUACAGUUUUGAGCUGCUGUAGAUGCACUUAAGAUCAGUCCUUUUGCACAGUUUACCAUAGUUUCGAAGCGUGAAGACGAUGAAGCAGCUAUGAUUACACCUUUCUAAGAACAAACAGAGACAGCAGAGAGUUUGCAGAGAGCAGAUUGGUGUUAGCAGCACAGUUGACGUGUGUUUUACUGCAGCAGCCUGAGGGGAAGGUGAGGAGCUCCUCUCUGCUUUCUGACCUGCAGCAGCGGUGAUACAACACCAGAACAAAUUGCCCUCUGUGUUUAUCUCCCUCUGUGUUCCUGCAGCCCGCUCUAAUACAGCCUGCAAUUAAACCGACACAGCUCAGCCGUUUGUCUUUCUUUUGUUCUUCCCUCUGUCUGCCUCCCUUUCUUUAUCUACUUCUUCCGUUUCCUGCUCUCUUUAGUUUUCUCUCGUUUCGUCCCUGAAGGCUCUGGGCUCACCGUCCUUCAGUUCAACAAAACUGUCCGGCACUCAAAGGGGUCAGAGGAAAGUAAUCAGGGAAAAAACUCACUGAUGGAGCAGAUAGGCUGCAGAGACAUGGAGAGAGUUUGGCACAGAAACAUCGUUAAAAAGGAAGAAUUACUUAGAGAACAUUUCAUGAAGUGAAUUUUUGCAGUUUUUCUUCUUCUGCAUGAGAAUUGCAAGCAAAGCGUUUCUUGCAAUGAUCCUCAAAUUGAGUCCUGGAGUGAACUUUUUUACUGAGGGGUUCUACUCCUGAACUUUUUGGUGAUAUUUAGGGGAACGCCAUUAUGUUGUUUCACGGUGUCACAAAGGUUCGAAAGGCGUUAGCUACUUCGUUUAUUUUGUUUUCCUGAUGGGGUUGAGGUGAGGUUUGUUUUUCUGUUGCUUUUAUUUUGAAGGUCUGUGUACUUUGAAAACAGCUUUCAUUGGUGUGUGUGUUUCUGCGUGUGAAGCAGUCAACCUGUAUUUGAUGGAUGUCUGCGAUUAAUUCAUUAUUCAGAGGUGAGGUUACCUGGAACCAUUAACAACAUCAGCUCUGUGUGUGUUUGUGCUUCAGGGUUCCUUCUUUUCUUAAUGGGCCCCUGAUGAAAAACUAAAGUUGGAAAAUGAAAAUAGCAACUACGUUACAGAUCAGCAAUUUGCAUGAUGGGCUGUUUCAGACUCUCCUCAUUUUAAUCUGAUUUGGCUUUUAAACUAGUGCUGCCACAAAUGAUUAAAUGAUAAUCUGACUAUGAUACUUUUUGUGAUUAAUCGGAUCGUAGUGGUGGAAUGCUCUUUACUUGCACUGUAACAGAAGAGCGUAACUAUUAGCGUCUGAUUACAUUCCAUCAAACAUGAAUAUGACAUCGUUUUUAUAUCGUUACUACAAACACAGAAGUUUUAAGGUAAAUGAAAUCUUCAAAUCGUCAGCCUUACUAUUAACAUUUACACGUAAAGCUUAAGCUAUCUUGCUUAAAAAUGUUGACGGUAAUUGUAUUAGCAGCUGAUAAGCCAACUAGCUUAUCGAGGCAACGGUCCUUCUCCGGCGUCCUUUUCAUUAGCCAACCCAACGUGUUUUCUUUUUAAGUGCUAGUCGUGCUGCCGUGAUAAGCAAGCUCUACCUUGCAGAUCUUGCAUUUCACGGACUUCUCCUCUACAUUUUUUUUGGUAAAAUGCUCCCAAACACUGGAGCUAUGCGUCCUGCUCACCAUUGUUACUGAGUUGUAGAGACGUUAGAUGUCGACUUCUAUGAGCUCUACUGCGCAUGUGUUGUCCAGGGCAAGGCGGAAUUAAAGAAAAACGAUUACGUCGAUUACUAAAAUAGUUGUCGAUUAUUUUGAUUGUUGAACUUUAAUCAAUUAAUCCUGGCAGAAACACAAAGAGAGGACACUUUUUUCAGCACUGAAUCAAACUCCCCCCAGAAAAGGAAGUCUAUCAUUAUUGUUUUUACUGUUUUUAAUGACCUGAGCAGAUUUUUAAUCGCCAUCAUGAAGUGAGAAGUCUGGAUCUGUGCUCAAGUAAGCUGCGGCUCAGUUCACAGGCCCCCUAAUGCUUCUAUCAGAAAAAGAAGGUUUUGAUGUAUUUUACAGCUACUUUUUUUGGUUUUAUAUCUAACUAUUUAAGUUAUUCAUUGGCCUAUCUCCUGGCAGAUUGUAUAGAUUAAAUUAUUAUGAUAGAACAUGUUACUGCUUAAAGAUACCAAGUGUCUGAACAUAAUAAUAAGAGUCCAUCUGGCCUCACAUCCUCUCAGGGAAACAAUCAUAGCACCUUAAAAAGGUGGAACACACAGCUCUCUCUCACUCUCUCUCUCUCUCUCUCUCUCUCUCUCCCUCUGUCUCUCUCUGUUGGUGCGGCGGCUGGUGUUGAUAGUCGUCUUUUCUCACAUCAGAUUGGUGCUGCUGCCGGCAUCAUCACGGCUGAAAUGAGGAUAGGAGAAACAAUCAAUAGAGAGGAAAGUUUGUCCAUCUUAGAGGGUGUUUUCCACCAUCAAGCUGUGAGAAGCUGCUGAAAAACACUGACUGAGGGCAGCUUGGAUGAGUUUUAUGACCACUUUACACCAAAUCAUCUGCAUGGAUGAGGGUUUUCGUUCAGAGUCUCAUAAUUGUUAUUGAGAUGUAAAAAGAUUUUCUACGACAGAAAACAGCUUGAAAAGUUGUUGGGUGUAAAGCCAGUAUUACUUUUACUGCUCUCUGGACUCUCUUUUUUUGUGUUAUGACUGAUGUUCAUUAUUAAGGGUGUUGUAGAGGAUGGAUGCACAUGUGCAUCCUGGUUGGGGACCCACAAUGUUCCCUCUGGUGUGUCACAGUAACCGCCGACCAGCUGAUCUGGAAAGAAAAUUGACCUUUUACAAGUCCCUCUGAAUUUUGUUCCUUUGCCGUGAUCUCGGCCUCCUCGGUGGAGCUGCCCCGUAAACCCACAGAGGGUUGCGGCUCCACUGAAACGAUAAAAGUGAAGCCAGCUGGAGCUCAGGAGCAGAGAUGGGUUGGAAAUAAAUCCAAGGGUCCUCUGGUGCUUGUAACACUGAAGUUUGCUGAGAUGUGAUGGAGUUUUGUUUGAUGAGCUUGUUGUUCAAACUCACAAUGAAGCAGGGUGUGUUUUAAUUAGAAAUCCUGGAUUAAAGAAAUAAACGUAUACAACUAAUAUGUAGGGCUGGGCGAUAAAAGGAAAAAAAAUAAUUUUCCUUGUUAUCAAUAUAUAACAUGGUCAAUAUGCUUUUCGAUAGCUGGCAUUCUGCCAUGUUUGGGUAGAGUAUACGAAUAGCCAAUGAAAAGGGGAGUUGCUUCGAGUCCACACCGCGCUGAACCAAUCAUCUGCUGAAUGAGAACCAAGUAGCAAACAACUGCAUAGUAACAGGCUACAACUACACGCAACCAUAGCACGCAACACAUGAAGCUGACAGCACUGUCGAUGAGAAAAAAAGAAAAUGAGUGCUACCCCUGGCAGAAAUGCAGAUGAAGGCUCAACAGAUGAUGAUAUCUUUGACCAGACUGGCACGAGCAAGUACGAUGCCUGUGCAGUCGAAACAGCCGAUCAUUCAGUCCGCUUUGUCUAGCGCAAUGGCUUACGACAAAAUGUUGAAAAGAUAACGUUUAAAUUUCAUUUAAGAGUAACAGGGAACAUACAAGAUUAACAGGUGAUUUUUACAUAUCGUGAUAUUUAUCGAUAUUGACUGAUACGAAAAAAUAUAUCAUGAUAAACUUUUUCCCCUAUAUCGCCCAGCCUACUAAAACGACUGGUUGACUACUGCAAAUAUCCUUAAUACAAUCUAAAUGUGGAGAACUUUGAGUCUAACGUUCUGAUUAUUCAGACCCCUCAUGAUUAUGGUUCACUGGUAGAUGUUGACAUCAGUUAUGCUCUUCAAAAUGUGCUUCCAACAGAGUUUUGUCCUGAGAUCUAAAACCCUCCAGCUGGUCUAAAACUUUGGAUUCCAUCACAGACAAAAGUUUGAAAACUAAAAACCACUGUUUUCAGAAAUAAAAGAGGACCAAACUCAUCAAACUCAGUUUGAGCUCUGACAGUAAUGCGUUACUCUGAAGGGUCUUACAGGAUGGAUGGAUGAGUGGUUGGAUGGAUGGCGCAUAAUUGAGCUAGCUAGCAUUAGCUAAGGGUGGAGGAUUUCUGCUUAUCUCCCAGUGGAGGCCUCCCCCUCUGGUGGCAUUUGGCAGCCAGCACAAGAAGCUCCUGCUGCUGGCUCUGAAGGGGAGUGAGAACCAGAGAGAAAGACAGAUACGGGUACAGCAGGAGGGCAGAUGGAGUCUCAUUCUGAUAAGCUUAUCAGGGUUUCCCAUGCUCCUCUCUGCCUCUCCUCCUCACAUCUCCUCAUGUUCCUCCUUCCUUUUAUCUCCCUCCCCUCUCAUCCUCCUCUUCUCGCUCUCGAUAAAGUGUCUGUGCCACACACGAUCUCCACCUUCAGCAUCAGAGGGAGUGAAGUGUGUUUGUUUUUGAGUGUUUAGAGCACCAAUCUGCCCCCGAGAUCUCCUUCAGUGUCACUUAUGAAGCUAAAGCUUGAGCUGCCGUCAGCGCUGCAACAGAUCAGAGCUUUAGAAAAAAAAAACUCACUUUUUUUUUUUUUUGCACCGGAGCAACAGAGCUGACGACAAAUGAGCCAAACUCUGGCAGGGAAUUCCGGCGUUCACACUGGGGCGGGGCGAUCAGUGUAAUGUACACUCCUAUUAUCCAAAUUUUGUCCUAUAUGGUACAAAUCAUCAGGCAGCCUCAGGUGGAGAGAGAAGGGCAGGGAGAGGAGACAGGAGAGCAGGGAGCGGAGCAGGAGGAGGAGAGAGAAGAGGAGAGAGUGGAGAGGGAGGAGGAGAGAGAAGGAGAGAGAAGAGCAGGAAAAGGAGCAGGAGGAGGAGAGAGGACAACAGGGAGAGGAGCAGGAAGAGGACACAGAAGAGGAGGAAGUGGAGCAGGGAGAGGAGCAAGUUGAGGAGAGAGAAGAGCAGGGAGAGGAGCAGGAGAAGGAGAGAGGACAACAGAGAGAGGAGCAAGAGUUGGAGACAGGAGAGCAGGGGGAGGAGAGAGGACAGAGAAGAGCAGGAAGUGAAGCAGGAGGAGGAGCAGGAGGAGGAAAGAAAAGAGGAGGGAGUGGAGUUGGAGGAGGAGAGUAAAGAGCAGGGACAGGAGCUGGAAAGAGGAGAGCAAUGAGAGGAGCAGAAGGUGAGGUACUGGAAAGUCUGCUGGAGGCUGUUUCAGAUCUGUUCAAAAGUGUUCCAGAAAAAUUUCAGAGUGACAGAAACAGCAUGUCCUGUUACUAUGGUUACGAUGGUUACCUGCUUUCACCAACCUGCUUGUGAAACAAAAGAAUGCAGACGCUCUGUUGCUGCCGACUGUUUUUUUACUCCUAUUAUUUAACACAAAAAUGUUUAGGACUGCUUAACACUCAGAUAUUGGAUGCUUUCAACAAUUGGAGAGAAAAAGAAACUUUUUGAAGUCAAAUGGAUAUCCAAAUAAAUUAAAAACUUAAAGGAGCCUGACUGAUAACUGGUUGUAUUUUGGAUGUUUGGGCAUGGAUCACAUGCCUGCUGAUGCUCCUCAUCAUUUCUUGUCGCUGUUUAUAGACUUCAAAUCAGAAAAGCAGAGCUGCAGUGAUAUGUAAUCUCUGAAUAAUAGGAGCAGCAUGUCUCUAACGGCAUGUAAUUCUUCUGCUUCAUUAUGCAGACACUCUGCCAAUUGGCCUUUCUUGAAGACAGGAUGGAGCUGUGUCUGUUUUUGUUUGCCUCCCGUCACUGUCAGGUUUUUGAGAUUAAUCUGUGGAGGUGGCUGAUCUCAGCUUCCAUCAGCCAAUAAAACAAUCAUGUUAUCCUGUGUGAAUGCAGCUCUCCCAGUAGCUUUUUGCUACGGUCACCCACACACCCGCUGAGAUCACAUUCAGCUUUGACUCUGGGAAACGAGAAAAACACUUUUGAAUGCAAAUAGAUAGACAUGCAGGAGCAGUGAGGGAUUGGCUAGAGGAGAUGCUUUCAGCAACAGGAGCUGGUUUCACUUUGAAAUAGAGUGAAAGUGGCUUUUAGGACCACUUCAGACUCCUCCAGGAACCAGAGAUCUUUGUAUUUGACCUUCAUGAAAAACCAAAGACAACUAGGGCCCCGGUGGGGCACUGUCGGGCCCGAGCCGCGUCGCGCCGCCCCUAGCGCGACCGCCUCCCCCUCCCGAUCGCGUCACACUCAAGGUCCAAAGAUGGUGUGCGCACUUGUCUGUGGUCAUUUCCCAUUAUAAUGAAUGGGAGGCGCAGUUUCUACCAAAACACUUGCUGCAGACAAACUUCAUGUCCUAUUUGAAAAAAGUCUGGACCAUGAGUGAGGGCACAAACACAGCUAUGAUAUAUCGAAAUGGCAGGUUGCUCCUCCUUACGGUGUUGCCUGGAGAGCGAUGCGAUUGAGCCAUUGAGCGAUGGGCAGGGUUAACUUGACUUUUUCUCCUGCCUUGGGGGGGGAUGUGGAUUCCUUUAAGAAUGUGGAUUUUUGGGUCAUCUUUGGCGCCCCCUAGAACGUAAACCGUGGGGUGCAGCGUCAUGAUUUUUACAACUUUGAAUGGCCAUGGGGUGUAGAUUGGCCUGAGCAAAUUUGGUGUCAGUGGGACGAAAGCCUUAGGAGGAGUUAGCCACAUUCCAAUGUGUGCGAAUCGGCAAAAAAUGCAAAAUAGCCCUUUAACCGUACAUUUGACAGAUACGCGCGCAUUGACUUUUUUGUAGAUCUUAUUGAGAUACAUAUGUGUGUCAAUUUUUGUGUCAAUAUGAUAAAGCGUACAGGCGUGACAGUCAAUAGUGUGAAUUUCCACCUUAGGGGACAAGAAAAAAUGGACUUUUUUCUCCUGCCAUGGGGGGGCGCUCUUUUGGGGAGUAAAAAUUCCUUCACAAAUGUGUUGAUGGCUGGACAUUGCAUCAUCCUAGAAAACUUGGAGGCCAGUGAGGACAAAAAUAAAAAGUUAUAAGACUUUUAAAUAUGUGGAUUUUAGGGUUAUCUUUGGCGCCCCCUAGAACCUAAACCGUGGGGUGCAGCGUCAUGAUUUGAAUAACUUUUAAUGGCCAUGGGGUGUAGAUUGGCCUGAGCAAAUGUGGUGCCGGUGGAACGAAAGCCUUCGGAGGAGUUAGCGAAAUUCCAAUGUGUGCGGAUCGGCAAAAAAUGCGGAAUAACCCUUUAACCGUACAUUUGACAGAUACGCGCGCAUUGACUUUUUCGUAGAUCUUAUUGAGAUACAUGUGUGUGUCAAUUUUUGUGUCAUUUUGCCAAAGCGUACAGGUGUUACACUCAACAAUGUGUAUUUUCACCUUAGGGGACAAGAAAAAAUGGACUUUUUUCUCCUGCCAUUGGGGGGCGCUCUUUUGGGGAGUAAAAAUUCCUUCACAAAUGUGUUGAUGGCUGGACAUUGCAUCAUCCUAGAAAACUUGGAGGCCAGUGAGGGCAAAAAUAAAAAGUUAUAAGACUUUUAAAUAUGUGGAUCUUAGGGUUAUCUUUGGCGCCCCCUAGAACCUAAACCGUGGGGUGCAGCGUCAUGAUUUGAAUAACUUUUAAUGGCCAUGGGGUGUAGAUUGGCCUGAGCAAAUGUGGUGCUGGUGGAACGAAAGCCUUCGGAGGAGUUAGCGAAAUUCCAAUGUGUGCGGAUCGGCAAAAAAUGCGAAAUAACCCUUAAACCGUACAUUUGACAGAUACGCCCGCACUGACUUUUUUGUAGAUCUUAUUGAGAUACAUGUGUGUGUCAAUUUUUGUGUCAUUUUGACAAAGCGUACAGGCGUGACAGUCAAUAGUGUGAAUUUUCACCUUAGGGGGCGCUAUGGAGCCAUUUUGCAUUUUCUUGUUUGGGCGACUUCGGAAUAUCAAAUUUUUCACCAGGCCCGGUCGUCCUGCCAAAUUUCCUGAGUUUUCGCCAGUGGGAAGUGGGCCAUUUUCCAGUUCAAAGGGGAGGAAAAAUAAUAACUAGGACCCCGGUGGGGCACUGUCGGGCCCGAGCCGCGUCGCGCCGCCCCCAGCGCGACCGCCUCCCCCUCCCGAUCGCGUCACACUCAAGGUCCAAAGAUGGUGUGCGCACUUGUCUGUGGUCAUUUCCCAUUAUAAUGAAUGGGAGGCGCAGUUUCUACCAAAACGGCCGCUGCAGACAAACUACAUGUCCUAUUUGAAAAAAGUCUGGACCAUGAGUGAGGGCACAAACACAGCUAGGAUAUAUCCAAAUGGCAGGUUGCUCCUCGUUACGGUGUUGCCGGGAGAGUGAUGCGACUGAGCCAUUGAGUGAUGGGCAGGAAAAACUUGACUGUUUCUCCUGCCAUGGGGGUUGGGGGAUGGGGGGUGGAUUCUUUUAAGAAUGUGGAUAUUUGGGUCAUCUUUGGCGCCCCCUAGAACGUAUACCGUGGGGUGCAGCGUCAUGAUUUUUACAACUUUGAAUGGCCAUGGGGUGUAGAUUGGCCUGAGCAAAUUUGGUGUCAGUGGGACGAAAGCCUUCGGAGGAGUUAGCCACAUUCCAAUGUGUGCGAAUCGGCAAAAAAUGCAAAAUAGCCCUUUAACCGUAUAUUUUACAGAUACGCGCGCAUUGACUUUUUCGUAGAUCUUAUUGAGAUACAUGUGAUUGUCAAAUUUUGUGUCAAUAUGACAAAGCGUACAGGUAUGACAGUCAACAAUGUGUUUUUUCACCUUAUGGGACAAGAAAAAAUGGACUUUUUUCUCCUGCCAUGGGGGGGCGCUCUUUUGGGGAGUAAAAAUUCCUUCACAAAUGUGUUGAUGGCUGGACAUUGCAUCAUCCUAGAAAACUUGGAGGCCAGUGAGGACAAAAAUAAAAAGUUAUAAGACUUUGAAAUAUGUGGAUUUUAGGGUUAUCUUUGGCGCCCCCUAGAACCUAAACCGUGGGGUGCAGCGUCAUGAUUUGAAUAACUUUUAAUGGCCAUGGGGUGUAGAUUGGCCUGAGCAAAUGUGGUGCCGGUGGAACGCCAGCCUUAGGAGGAGUUAGCGAAAUUCCAAUGUGUGCGGAUCAGCAAAAAAUGCGGAAUAACCCUUUAACCGUACAUUUGACAGAUACGCGCCCAUUGACUUUUUCGUAGAUCUUAUUGAGAUACAUGUGUGUGUCAAAUUUUGUGUCAAUAUGACAAAGCGUACAGGCGUGACACUCAACAAUGUGUAUUUUCACCUUAGGGGACAAGAAAAAAUGGACUUUUUUCUCCUGCCAUGGGGGGGCGCUCUUUUGGGGAGUAAAAAUUCCUUCACAAAUGUGUUGAUGGCUGGACAUUGCAUCAUCCUAGAAAACUUGGAGGCCAGUGAGGACAAAAAUAAAAAGUUAUAAGACUUUGAAAUAUGUGGAUUUUAGUGUUAUCUUUGGCGCCCCCUAGAACCUAAACCGUGGGGUGCAGCGUCAUGAUUUGAAUAACUUUUAAUGGCCAUGGGGUGUAGAUUGGCCUGAGCAAAUGUGGUGCCGGUGGAACGAAAGCCUUCGGAGGAGUUAGCGAAAUUCCAAUGUGUGCGGAUCGGCAAAAAAUGCGCAAUAACCCUUUAACCGUACAUUUGACAGAUACGCCCGCACUGACUUUUUUGUAGAUCUUAUUGAGAUACAUGUGUGUGUCAAUUUUUGUGUCAUUUUGACAAAGCGUACAGGCGUCAGGUGAAUUUUUCACCUUAGGGGGCGCUAUGGAGCCAUUUUGCAUUUUCUUGUUUGGGCGACUUCGGAAUAUCAAAUUUUUCACCAGGCCCGGUCGUCCUGCCAAAUUUCAUGAGUUUUCGCCAGUGGGAAGUGGGCCAUUUUCCAGUUCAAAGGGGAGGAAAAAGAAAAAAGAAACAAAGAAAAACCCCUUGGGGAAUAAUAGGGCUCUCGCAGCUGCUUAGCAGCUACGCUCGGGCCCUAACUAGGACCCCGUUGGGGCACUGGCGGGCCCGAGCUGUGUCGCGUCCCCCCCCCAACGCGCUGCCUCCCCGUCCCAUUUGUGUCCUCUGGCCAUCGCCCUCUCUGGUAACGCCCAUCACUGCAAAGACCCUUUUCCUUCAUCGGCGUUUGCUGUUCUUCCUGCCAGUGCUUUUUGCUUUCACUUACACUUGCCACAGCCAGCCUCGUGAGUGCCUAGCCUAUUGGAUAUUACUGUCACCUACACAGGACAGUCAUUACCUUUCUAUUAAUACUUUGUUUUUUAAUUUCACAUUAAUUUCCAUAUUGUAUAAACAACUGGAAAAAACUUGAGCCCCUGCCCCUGUAUAAUCAUGUGCACGUCUCUGUUCUAGCUCUAAGGUGAAUCUUCACUGCUCAUGUUCUCCUCAGAAGCAGUCACCUCACUCCCCUCAGGUUACUGUACACAUGCACCAACUGCCUGCUUCAGGUUUGGAUGGAGCUUCAUGGUUGUCUUUUGGAGAAAUGACCAGUCAAGUUGUGUUUGAAAUUUGAUUUUUUUCAGGGGCAAAAGGAGCCUCUGCAUUCUUGUCAAAUAUGUAAAUAGCAUGUUUUUGCAGGUGCUAAAAACCAGACUCUGAGUGUGUGUGUGUGCGUGUGUGUGUGUGUCUGUGUGUGUGUGUGUGUGUGUGCGUUCAAGUCACAUGACAUAUUUAACCGGAUGUAGCUGCAAGACGGAGCCUCGUUGACUCUCCGUUUCAAUUUAUCUCAAAAGUGAGGACCUCAACCUAUAUACCAGUUUUUAAAUUGUGUUGAUAGGCCAAAUAAAACCAGAGUUAUGAUAAAUUAUGUCCGCGAUACUUGUUUUCUGCUUAUUUUGAUCACGUUCGGCGCUCGAUCGCGCUGUAUGAGACAGGAAAACAUAGCAUGCAGACAUUAGCGACAGGUCUUACAGGCGGAAAAGGCUUGCCAAAGGAAAAAAAAAAACACACCACAACAUCUCUCCUAUUGGUGGAAAACUUCACCACAACAACCAAUCCAAAAUUAUAUGGUGACUGAUUGACAAGGGGCGGGAACUUACGUUCUUCCUGCAAUAUGAGAAGGGAGGGAGGGACUCUCAGCAGGGAUGCAGUCUGGGACACGUAGUUGCAAACCUAGCGACUUUGUUGUUAGAUUCAAUGACUUUUCAGACCCCCUAACGACUUUUUUUUAGAAAGAAAGUGACUUUUAUCGACUUCUUCUGGAGUUUAGAGACUCUGACAUGAAGCAGGCUUUCCUUACUGAGGAGUUAGCAACGCUGCUAAGGGUGCAGAGCCACACAUGCGCUCCGAGCUCUGCAUGGGAGACUGAAGCUGACAGAGCUGCAGCAGUUAGCAGGUUUCACCCUCAGAGACCACCAGGGGUUCAUGUUGAGGCAUUUUAAAUUUUUUUUUUUGUGCCAUAGACACUGUCAGCACAAUCUGCAGUUACACUAACAAAAAUGCUGCAAAAAACAAAGAAUUAUGGAAAAAUUACACAUGGACUGACAUAGAGGAGGAUCUACACAAGUUUUUUACAUCAUGUUUUACAUCAUGCAUCAUUUACAUCAUGUUUUUUUGUAGUGGCAUAAAUAAAAAGUGACAUUUGUGAGACUAUACAGUGUUUUGUAAAUAAUUUUACAAAGAACGCCUGGGCCAUUGCCUGCAUUUUGAUGAAAAUAGAGGUAAAUCACUAUGUUCUUUGUUUAAAAUUUGCAUAUGUUUUGAAGUUUACAAUUUUUAUUUGAAGUUUAAGUUUUAAAAACAGUUCAUCACACAUAUUUGUGGUUUAAUUUCACAUUAAUUUCCAUAUUAUAUAAAUGACUGGAAAAAACUUGAGCCCCUGCCCCUGUAUAAUCAUGUGCACGUCCCUGUUCUAGCUCCAAGGUGAAUCUUCACUGCUCAUGUUCUCCUCAGAAAUAGUCACCUCACUCCCCUCAGGUUACUGUACACAUGCACCAACUAUCUGCUUCAGGUUUGAAAUGGAGCUUCAUGGUUGUCUUUUGGAGAAAUGAACAGUCAAGUUGUGUUUGAAAUUUGAUUUUUUUCAGGGGCAAAAGGAAGCCUCUGCAUUCUUGUCAAAUAUGUAAACAGCAUGUUUUUGCAGGUGCUAAAAAACAGACUCUGAGUGUGUGUGUGUGUGUGUGUGUGUGUGUGUGUGUGUGUGUGUGUGUGUGUGUAUGUUGGCGUGUGUGUAUAUGUGUGUGUAUCCUGCAGUACUCUGUACUCCUGCAGUGGCCAAAAAGACUUUUAAGAAUGUGGAUUUUUGGGUCAUCUUUGGCGCCCCCUAGAACUGCAGUACUCUGUACUCCUGCAGUGGCCAAAAUGACUUUUAAGAAUGUGGAUUUUUGGGUCAUCUUUGGCGCCUCCUAGAACGUAAACCGUGGGGUGCAGCGUCAUGAUUUUUACAACUUUGAAUGGGCAUGGGGUGUAGAUUGCCCUGAGCAAAUUUGGUAUCGGUGGGACGAAAGCCUUAGGAGGAGAUAGCCACAUUCCAAUGUGUGCGAAUCGGCAAAAAAUGCAAAAUAGCCCUUUAACCGUACAUUAUACAGAUACGCGCUCUUUGACUUUUUCGUAGAUCUAAUUGAGAUACACAUGAUUGUCAAUUUUUGUGUCAAUAUGACAAAGCGUUCAGGCGUGACACUCAACAAUGUGUAUUUUCAUGUAAGGGGACAAGAAAAAAUUGACUUUUUUCUCCUACCAUGGGGGGGCGCUCUUUUGGGGAGUAAAAAUUCCUUCACAAAUGUGUUGAUGGCUGGACAUUGCAUCAUCCUAGAAAACUUGGAGGCCAGUGAGGACAAAAAUAAAAAGUUAUAAAACAUUUAAGAAUGUGGAUUUUUGGGUUAUUUUUGGCGCCCCCUAGAACCUAAACCAUGGGGUGCAGCAUCAUGAUUUGAAUAACUUUUAAUGGGCAUGGGGUGUAGAUUGGCCUGAGCAAAUGUGGUGCCAAUGGAACGAAAGCCUUCGGAGGAGUUAGCGAAAUUCCAAUGUGUGCGGAUCGGCAAAAAAUGCGAAAUAACCCUUUAACCGUAAUUUUGACAGAUACGCGUGCAUGGACUUUUUUGUAGAUCUUAUUGAGUUACAUGUGUGUGUCAAUUUUUGUGUCAUUUUGACAAAGCGUAUAGGCGUGACACUCAACAAUGUGUAUUUUCACCUUAGGGGACAAGAAAAAAUGGACUUUUUUCUCCUGCCAUGGGGAGGCGCUCUUUUGGGGAGUAAAAAUUCCUUCACAAAUGUGUUGAUGGCUGGACAUUGCAUCAUCCUAGAAAACUUGGAGGCCAGUGAGGACAAAAAUAAAAAGUUAUAAGACUUUUAAAUAUGUGGAUUUUAGUGUUAUCUUUGGCGCCCCCUAGAACCUAAACCUUGGGGUGCAGCGUCAUGAUUUUGAUAACUUUUAAUGGCCACGGGGUGUAGAUUGGCCUGAGCAAAUGUGGUGCCGGUGGAACGAAAGCCUUCGGAGGAGUUAGCGAAAUUCCAAUGUGUGCGGAUCGGCAAAAAAUGCAAAAUAACCCUUUAACCGUAAUUUUGACAGAUACGGCCGCACUGACUUUUUUGUAGAUCUUAUUGAGAUACAUGUGUGUGUCAAUUUUUGUGUCAUUUUGACAAAGCGUACAGGCGUGACAGUCAAUAGUGUGAAUUUCCACCUUAGGGGGCGCUAUGGAGCCAUUUUGCAUUUUAUUGUUUUGGCGACUUCAGAAUAUCGAAUUUUUCACCAGGCCCGGUCGUCCUGCCAAAUUUCAUGAGUUUUCGCCAGUGGGAAGUGGGCCAUUUUCCAGUUCAAAGGGGAGGAAAAAGAAGAAAGAAAGAAACAAAGAACUAGGGCCCCGUUGGGGCACUGGCGGGCCCGAGCCGCGUUGCGCCGCCCCCAGUGCGACCGCCUCCCCCUCCCGAUCGCGUCACACUCAAGGUCCAAAGAUGGUGUCCGCACUUGUCUGUGGUCAUUUCCCAUUAUAAUGAAUGGGAGGCGCAGUUUCUACCAAAACACUCGCUGCAGACAAACUACAUGUCCUAUUUGAAAAAAGUCUGGACCAUGAGUGAGGGCACAAACACAGCUAGGAUAUAUCCAAACGGCAAGUUGCUCCUCGUUACGGUGUUGCCGGGAGAGCGAUGCGAUUGAGCCAUUGAGUGAUGGGCAGGAAAAACUUGACUGUUUCUCCUGCCAUGGGGGAUGGGGGAUGGGGGAUGGGGGGAGGGGGGAUGUGGAUUCUUUUAAGAAUGUGGAUAUUUGGGUCAUCUUUGGCGCCCCCUAGAACGUAAACCGUGGGGUGCAGCGUCAUGAUUUUUAAAACUUUGAAUGGCCAUGGGGUGUAGAUUGGCCUGAGCAAAUUUGGUGUCAGUGGGACAAAAGCCUUUGGAGGAGUUAGCCACAUUCCAAUGUGUGCUAAUCGGCAAAAAAUGCAAAAUAGCCCUUUAACCGUACAUUUUACAGAUACGCGCGGAUUGACUUUUUCGUAGAUCUUAUUGAGAUACAUGUGUGUGUCAAAUUUUGUGUCAAUAUGACAAAGCAUACAGGUAUGACAGUCAACAAUGUGUAUUUUCACCUUAUGGGACAAGAAAAAAUGAUCUUUUUUCUCCUGCCAUGGGGGGGCGCUCUUUUGGGGAGUAAAAAUUCCUUCACAAAUGUGUUGAUGGCUGGACAUUGCAUCAUCCUAGAAAACUUGGAGGCCAGAGAGGACAAAAAUAAAAAGUUAUAAGACUUUUAAAUAUGUGGAUUUUAGGGUUAUCUUUGGCGCCCCCUAGAACCUAAACCGUGGGGUGCAGCGUCAUGAUUUGAAUAACUUUUAAUGGCCAUGGGGUGUAGAUUGGCCUGAGCAAAUGUGGUGCCGGUGGAACGAAAGCCUUCGGAGGAGUUAGCGAAAUUCCAAUGUGUGCGGAUCGGCAAAAAAUGCGCAAUAACCCUUUAACCGUACAUUUGACAGAUACGCCCGCACUGACUUUUUUGUAGAUCUUAUUGAGAUACAUGUGUGUGUCAAUUUUUGUGUAAUUUUGACAAAGCGUACAGGCGUGACAGUCAAUAGUGUGAAUUUUCACCUUAUGGGACAAGAAAAAAUGGACUUUUUUCUCCUGCCAUGGGGGGGCGCUCUUUUGGGGAGUAAAAAUUCCUUCACAAAUGUGUUGAUGGCUGGACAUUGCAUCAUCCUAGAAAACUUGGAGGCCAGUGAGGGCAAAAAUAAAAAGUUAUAAGACUUUUAAAUAUGUGGAUUUUAGGGUUAUCUUUGGCGCCCCCUAGAACCUAAACCGUGGGGAGCAGCGUCAUGAUUUGAAUAACUUUUAAUGGCCAUGGGGUGUAGAUUGGCCUGAGCAAAUGUGGUGCCGGUGGAACGAAAGCCUUCGGAGGAGUUAGCGAAAUUCCAAUGUGUGCGGAUCGGCAAAAAAUGCGCAAUAACCCUUUAACCGUACAUUUGACAGAUACGCCCGCACUGACUUUUUUGUAGAUCUUAUUGAGAUACAUGUGUGUGUCAAUUUUUGUGUCAUUUUGACAAAGCGUACAGGCGUCAGGUGAAUUUUUCACCUUAGGGGGCGCUAUGGAGCCAUUUUGCAUUGUAUUGUUUGGGCGACUUCAGAAUAUCAAAUUUUUCACCAGGCCCGGUCGUCCUGCCAAAUUUCAUGAGUUUUCGCCAGUGGGAAGUGGGCCAUUUUCCAGUUCAAAGGGGAGGAAAAAGAAAAAAGAAACAAAGAAAAACCACUUGGGGAAUAAUAGGGCUCUCGCAGCUGCUUAGCAGCUACGCUCGGGCCCUAACUAGGACCCCGUUGGGGCACUGGCGGGCCCGAGCCGUGUCGCCCCCCCCCCAACGCGCUGCCUCCCCGUCCCAUUUGUGUCCUCUGGCCAUCGCCCUCUCUGGUAACGCCCAUCACUGCAAAGACCCUUUUCCUUCAUCGGCGUUUGCUGUUCUUCCUGCCAGUGCGUGUUGCUUUCACUUACACUUGCCACAGCCAGCCUCGUGAGUGCCUAGCCUAUUCGAUAUCACUGUCACCUACACAGGACAGUCAUUACCUUUCUAUUAAUACUUUGUGUUUUAAUUUCACAUUAAUUUCCAUAUUGUAUAAACGACUGGAAAAAACUUGAGCCCCUGCCCCUGUAUAAUCAUGUGCAUGUCUCUGUUCUAGCUCUAAGGUGAAUCUUCACUGCUCAUGUUCUCCUCAGAAGCACUCACCUCACUCCCCUCAGGUUACUGUACACAUGCACCAACUGCCUGCUUCAGGUUUGGAUGGAGCUUCAUGGUUGUCUUUUGGAGAAAUGACCAGUCAAGUUGUGUUUGAAAUUUGAUUUUUUUCAGGGGCAAAAGGAGCCUCUGCAUUCUUGUCAAAUAUGUAAAUAGCAUGUUUUUGCAGGUGCUAAAAACCAGACUCUGAGUGUGUGUGUGUGUGUGUGUGUGUGUGUGUGUGUGUGUGCGUGUGUGUGUGUCUGUGUGUGCGUUCAAGUCACAUGACAUAUUUAACCGGAUGUAGCUGCAAGACGGAGCCUCGGUGACUCUCCGUUUCAACUUAUCUCAAAAGUGAGGACCUCAACCUAUAUACCAGUUUUUAAAUUGUGUUGAUAGGCCAAAUAAAACCAGAGUUAUGAUAAAUUAUGUCCGCGAUACUUUUUUUCUGCUUAUUUUGAUCACGUUCGGCGCUCAAUCGCGCUGUAUGAGACAGAAAAACAUAGCAUGCAGACAUUAGCGACAGGUCUUACAGGCGGAAAAGGCUUGCCAAAAGAAAAAAAAAACACACCACAACAUCUCUCCUAUUGGUGGAUACUUCACCACAACAACCAAUCCAAAAUUAUAUGGUGACUGAUUGACAAGGGGCGGGCGCUUACGUUCUUCCUGCAACAUGAGAAGGGAGGGAGGGACUCUCAGCAGGGAUGCAGUCUGGGACACGUAGUUGCAAACCUAGCGACUUUGUUGUUAGAUUCAAUGACUUUUCAGACCCCCUAACGACUUUUUUUUAGAAAGAAAGGGACUUUUAUCGACUUCUUCUGGAGUUUAGAGACUCUGACAUGAAGCAGGCUUUCCUUACUGAGGAGUUAGCAACGCUGCUAAGGGUGCAGAGCCACACAUGCGCUCAGAGCUCUGCAUGGGAGACUGAAGCUGACAGAGCUGCAGCAGUUAGCAGGUUUCACCCUCAGAGACCACCAGGGGUUCAUGUUGAGGCAUUUUAAUUUUUUUUUUUUUUUUUGUGCCAUAGACACUGUCAGCACAAUCUGCAGUUACACUAACAAAAAUGCUGCAAAAAACAAAGAAUUAUGGAAAAAUUACACAUGGACUGACAUAGAGGAGGAUCUACACAAGUUUUUUACAUCAUGUUUUACAUCAUGCAUCAUUUACAUCAUGUUUUUUUGUAGUGGCAUAAAUAAAAAGUGACAUUUGUGAGACUAUACAGUGUUUUGUAAAUAAUUUUACAAAGAACGCCUGGGCCAUUGCCUGCAUUUUGAUGUAAAUAGAGGUAAAUUACUAUGUUCUUUGUUAAAAAUUUGCAUAUGUUUUGAAGUUUACAAUUUUUAUUUGAAGUUUAAGUUUUAAAAACAGUUCAUCACACAUAUUUGUGGUUUAAUUUCACAUUAAUUUCCAUAUUGUAUAAAUGACUGGAAAAAACUUGAGCCCCUGCCCCUGUAUAAUCAUGUGCACGUCCCUGUUCUAGCUCCAAGGUGAAUCUUCACUGCUCAUGUUCUCCUCAGAAAUAGUCACCUCACUCCCCUCAGGUUACUGUACACAUGCACCAACUAUCUGCUUCAGGUUUGAAAUGGAGCUUCAUGGUUGUCUUUUGGAGAAAUGAACAGUCAAGUUGUGUUUGAAAUUUGAUUUUUUUUCAGGGGCAAAAGGAAGCCUCUGCAUUCUUGUCAAAUAUGUAAACAGCAUGUUUUUGCAGGUGCUAAAAAACAGACUCUGAGUGUGUGUGUGUGUCUGUGUGUGUGUGUGUGUGUGUGUGUGUGUGUGUGUGUGUGUGUGUGUAUGUUGGCGUGUGUGUAUAUGUGUGUGUAUCCUGCAGUACUCUGUACUCCUGCAGUGGCCAAAAAGACUUUUAAGAAUGUGGAUUUUUGGGUCAUCUUUGGCGCCCCCUAGAACUGCAGUACUCUGUACUCCUGCAGUGGCCAAAAUGACUUUUAAGAAUGUGGAUUUUUGGGUCAUCUUUGGCGCCCCCUAGAACGUAAACCGUGGGGUGCAGCGUCAUGAUUUUUACAACUUUGAAUGGGCAUGGGGUGUAGAUUGCCCUGAGCAAAUUUGGUAUCGGUGGGACGAAAGCCUUAGGAGGAGAUAGCCACAUUCCAAUGUGUGCGAAUCGGCAAAAAAUGCAAAAUAGCCCUUUAACCGUACAUUAUACAGAUACGCGCUCUUUGACUUUUUCGUAGAUCUAAUUGAGAUACACAUGAUUGUCAAUUUUUGUGUCAUUUUGACAAAGCGUUCAGGCGUGACACUCAACAAUGUGUAUUUUUAUGUAAGGGGACAAGAAAAAAUUGACUUUUUUCUCCUACCAUGGGGGGCGCUCUUUUGGGGAGUAAAAAUUCCUUCACAAAUGUGUUGAUGGCUGGACAUUGCAUCAUCCUAGAAAACUUGGAGGCCAGUGAGGACAAAAAUAAAAAGUUAUAAAACAUUUAAGAAUGUGGAUUUUUGGGUUAUUUUUGGCGCCCCCUAGAACCUAAACCAUGGGGUGCAGCAUCAUGAUUUGAAUAACUUUUAAUGGCCAUGGGGUGUAGAUUGGCCUGAGCAAAUGUGGUGCCGGUGGAACGAAAGCCUUCGGAGGAGUUAGCGAAAUUCCAAUGUGUGCGCAUCGGCAAAAAAUGCGGAAUAACCCUUUAACCGUACAUUUGACAGAUACGCGCGCAUUGACUUUUUCGUAGAUCUUAUUGAGAUACAUGUGUGUGUCAAUUUUUGUGUCAUUUUGCCAAAGCGUACAGGUGUUACACUCAACAAUGUGUAUUUUCACCUUAGGGGACAAGAAAAAAUGGACUUUUUUCUCCUGCCAUGGGGGGGCGCUCUUUUGGGGAGUAAAAAUUCCUUCACAAAUGUGUUGAUGGCUGGACAUUGCAUCAUCCUAGAAAACUUGGAGGCCAGUGAGGGCAAAAAUAAAAAGUUAUAAGACUUUUAAAUAUGUGGAUCUUAGGGUUAUCUUUGGCGCCCCCUAGAACCUAAACCGUGGGGUGCAGCGUCAUGAUUUGAAUAACUUUUAAUGGCCAUGGGGUGUAGAUUGGCCUGAGCAAAUGUGGUGCCGGUGGAACGAAAGCCUUCGGAGGAGUUAGCGAAAUUCCAAUGUGUGCGGAUCGGCAAAAAAUGCGAAAUAACCCUUUAACCGUACAUUUGACAGAUACGCCCGCACUGACUUUUUUGUAGAUCUUAUUGAGAUACAUGUGUGUGUCAAUUUUUGUGUCAUUUUGACAAAGCGUACAGGCGUGACAGUGAAUAGUGUGAAUUUUCACCUUAGGGGGCGCUAUGGAGCCAUUUUGCAUUUUCUUGUUUGGGCGACUUCGGAAUAUCAAAUUUUUCACCAGGCCCGGUCGUCCUGCCAAAUUUCAUGAGUUUUCGCCAGUGGGAAGUGGGCCAUUUUCCAGUUCAAAGGGGAGGAAAAAUAAUAAUAAUAACAAAAGAAGGAAACUACAGGAACAAGAGGGCUCUCGCAGCUGCUUAGCAGCUACGCUCGGGCCCUAAAAACCCCUACAGGAAUAACAGGGCCUACGCCCGGCUGCUCUGCAGCUGGCUCGGGCCCUAAUAACAAACUAGGGCCCCGGUGGGGCACUGUCGGGCCCGAGCCGCGUCGCGCCGCCCCCAGCGCGACCGCCUCCCCCUCCCGAUCGCGUCACACUCAAGGUCCAAAGAUGGUGUGCUCACUUGUCUGUGGUCAUUUCCCAUUAUAAUGAAUGGGAGGCGCAGUUUCUACCAAAACUCUCGCUGCAGACAAACUUCAUGUCCUAUUUGAAAAAAGUCUGGACCAUGAGUGAGGGCACAAACACAGCUAUGAUAUAUCGAAAUGGCAGGUUGCUCCUCCUUACGGUGUUGCCUGGAGAGCGAUGCGAUUGAGCCAUUGAGCGAUGGGCAGGGUUAACUUGACUUUUUCUCCUGCCUUGGGGGGGGGGGGAUGUGGAUUCCUUUAAGAAUGUGGAUUUUUGGGUCAUCUUUGGCGCCCCUUAGAACGUAAACCGUGGGGUGCAGCGUCAUGAUUUUUACAACUUUGAAUGGCCAUGGGGUGUAGAUUGGCCUGAGCAAAUUUGGUGUCAGUGGGACGAAAGCCUUAGGAGGAUUAGCCACAUUCCAAUGUGUGCGAAUCGGCAAAAAAUGCAAAAUAGCCCUUUAACCGUACAUUUGACAGAUACGCGCGCAUUGACUUUUUUGUAGAUCUUAUUGAGAUACAUAUGUGUGUCAAUUUUUGUGUCAAUAUGAUAAAGCGUACAGGCGUGACAGUCAAUAGUGUGAAUUUCCACCUUAGGGGACAAGAAAAAAUUGACUUUUUUCUCCUGCCAUGGGGGGGCGCUCUUUUGGGGAGUAAAAAUUCCUUCACAAAUGUGUUGAUGGCUGGACAUUGCAUCAUCCUAGAAAACUUGGAGGCCAGUGAGGACAAAAAUAAAAAGUUAUAAGACUUUUAAAUAUGUGGAUUUUAGGGUUAUCUUUGGCGCCCCCUAGAACCUAAACCGUGGGGUGCAGCGUCAUGAUUUGAAUAACUUUUAAUGGCCAUGGGGUGUAGAUUGGCCUGAGCAAAUGUGGUGCCGGUGGAACGAAAGCCUUCGGAGGAGUUAGCGAAAUUCCAAUGUGUGCGAAUCUGCAAAAAAUGCGAAAUAACCCUUUAACCGUACAUUUUACAGAUACGUGGCCAUUGACUUUUUCGAAGAUCUUAUUGAAAUACACGUGUAUGUAAAAUGUUGUGUCAAUACGACAAAACAUACAGGCGUAGCACUCAACAAUGUGUAUUUUCACCUUAGUGGACAAGAAAAAAUUGACUUUUUUCUCCUGCCAUGGGGGGGCGCUCUUUUGGGGAGUAAAAAUUCCUUCACAAAUGUGUUGAUGGCUGGACAUUGCAUCAUCCUAGAAAACUUGGAGGCCAGUGGGGACAAAAAUAAAAAGUUAUAAGACUUUUAAAUAUGUGGAUUUUACGGUUAUCUUUGGCUCCCCCUAGAACCUAAACCGUGGGGUGCAGCGUCAUGAUUUGAAUAACUUUUAAUGGCCAUGGGGUGUAGAUUGGCCUGAGCAAAUGUGGUGCCGGUGGAACGAAAGCCUUCGGAGGAGUUAGCGAAAUUCCAAUGUGUGCGGAUCGGCAAAAAAUGCGGAAUAACCCUUUAACCGUACAUUUGACAGAUACGCGCGCAUUGACUUUUUCGUAGAUCUUAUUGAGAUACAUGUGUGUGUCAAUUUUUGUGUCAUUUUGACAAAGCGUACCGGCGUGACAGUCAAUAGUGGUAAUUUUCACCUUAGGGGGCGCUAUGGAGCCAUUUUGCAUUUUCUUGUUUGGGCGACUUCGGAAUAUCAAAUUUUUCACCAGGCCCGGUCGUCCUGCCAAAUUUCAUGAGUUUUCGCCAGUGGGAAGUGGGCCAUUUUCCAGUUCAAAGGGGAGGAAAAAUAAUAAUAAUAAUAACAAAAGAAGGAAACUACAGGAACAAGAGGGCUCUCGCAGCUGCUUAGCAGCUACGCUCGGGCCCUAAAAACUUGGUGUUCUGCCGGAGAUGUUGGUCUCCUGGGUGGGGAAUGUCUUCACCCCCAAUGAAGGAGCAUCUACAGUUGUUCCAACCCUCACCUUUGGUCACGAGCUUUGGGUAGAGACCGAAAGACUGAGAUUGCGGAUACAGGGAGCUGAAAUGAGACCUCUCUGGAGAGUCUGGGGUUGGCCUUACAGAAAGGAUAAAGAGCUCAGACAUCCAGAGGGAGCUCAGAGAGGAAUCACCACUCCUUCACACUAAAAAAGGUCAGUUUAAAGGGAUAUUCCAGCAUAAAAUUAAUUUAGGGUCUUACACACCGUAACACUGAGUUAGACACCCUGUUGAGAGAUGAAUGUUGCCGACCGCUUGCUUCCCUAGUCAUACCAACUUUAGUAACGACCGCACGAUAGCAAUACACAGCAGUCCCCGGAGCCACGUGCUCAACCAAAACGCUACUCUAUAGCCACAAAUAAUGCUCAGAGCAGCAUCUAACUUCAUUAACAAUACAUAUAGGGUCCUAGCCAUAGUACUAGCCACCAAACAUCUUUUUAACUUUGCCUAAUUAAAACACAACUCACCUACUUUCUUCCAGCAGCCGUUUGUACUGACCCUGUAUGUACUGUUGAUAAAGUUAGGCGCUGUUCUGAGCAUUAUUUGUGGCUAUAGAGUGGUGUUUUGGUUGAGGUUUGUUUAUGGCUACUGAGACCGCUGUGUAUUGCUAUCGUGCGGUCGUUUCAAAAGUUGGUAUAACUAGAGAAGCAAGUGGUCUGCAACACUAAUUUCUGUCUAACUCGGUGUUACAGUGUGUUUGACCCAAGCUUAAUUUUAUGCCGGAGUAUCCCUUUAAGUGGUUUUGGUAUCUGACUGGGACUCCUCUGGUCACCUUUCUUGGGAGGUUUUCUGGGCACAUUAAAACUAGGACACUCCAGGGUAGACCUGAAGCUCACAUGUGGGAUUACACUGUACAUCCUUUCUUAGAGUUCCUUGGAGUUCAGUGCUGUCCACCAAGGAGGAGGUGGAGAAGGCUGAUAAGGGGUGUGAAGUCCAGGUCAGUUUGCUUCAGCCUGGAUGGAUAUUAGCUUGUUGUUAGCUUGUUAGUGGUCCCUUGGCUUUUCAGGCACACAUGGAUACACACACCGGCCUCCUUCUGCUCCUCUCCAUACAAAAUCAUUUGCUUUAUUUUACAGGUGAAGCUGCAGAGUGACCGUAUGUAAAAGCUUGCUGCAUGUGUGUGUGUGUCUGUGCUAGUGUAUGUGUGUGUCAAUGCAUAGUGUGUGAGUGUGUGCCCAAGUUGCUGAUGCAGCAGCGAUACCAGGUGUAAUAGAGUGAGACCCUUUUACAGAAGUCAGCCUCUAAUGCACCGCGGCAUGCACACACACACACACACACACACACACACACACACACACACACACACACACACACACACACACACACACACUCUCAUACAUUUUCAUGCAGAGCCAAAGACCCUCUUUGUGGCUGCUGCAGGAACAAAAUGUUAAACAGUUUUGAUGAUGUUAAAUGUGACACACACACCCGCACUCUGUCUCUCUAUUCUCCGUCACACACUCAUCGUCUUAAUGUUUUUUCUCUCCAGAGGAUCUUCCACGUCUGACUAUGAGUGUGUGAGUGUGGAAGGAGGAGUAGAAAUGAUUUAAAAAAGAAGGAUGUAAAGGGUUAAAACAGUUAUGAAAGAAUCAAUGAAGUGCAGCAGGAUGUAGUCUGGGAGGAACAGUUUUUUAUCCAUGGCUGGGAUUAAAAAGGAGGUGGAGGGAGGGAUAGAGAGUAUAAGGUGGGGGAGAGGAGGAGGAGGAGGAGGAGGAGAGCUGAAAGAAGCUCUUUGAUUUUUAAUCAAACAGUUUUUGGUCCGAGCCCCUCAUUCAAAAUAUUCCAGCCUGAGCUCUCAUGGUGUUUGCCCUGUAAAGACUUUAGAGGGUGUCGUUUCGGGGGAGAACUUUCAGAGACCCUGGUCUAAACUUCGCCAUCAGAAAAAAAUCUGAUGAGUUGUUUUACUUUGGUUAGAUCUAUGCUGUAUUCAUGGAUGUUUUUACACCUUUACCUUGGUGUAAACAGCUCUCAACCUCUAACAGCAUCCCUGUUUUCCUACAGAUGCUGUGCAGCAUGUUAUACUUGACAUCAGCUGUUUGAGUCACAAAGUGCCAAAGUCUUGAGUCUUUUGCAGAAAAACAGUUUUUAUGAAUAUCCCUGUCACCCUCAGUGGCUUUAUAUCCUUGUCAGACAAUAACCGUGGGACCUGUUGUAGCAUUGGACUCUUCCUGUUGUUUUGAGUCGGCACUUAUAUCUCACAGUAAUUCACCUGUUUACAUUUCCACCCGUUGUGACAACCAGUGGUGUCUUCUUGACAGCUUUUUUACUCACUUUUUCGCUUCUUCUCUCUUUUGUGUUGUCAUUCAUUCUGUCUUUUUAUGUUUUUAUCUUUCUUUUCAAUUUCUUAAACCUUUUGGCCCUGACUCAUCUCUGCUGGGUUUAUUUACACUUUUAGUUAAAGGUCAUAUAAGUACGGAGGAGGAUAAGGGCCGCAUGAAGGGGAAAAAAAAUAAUUAAAGGAAAGAGAUAAAAGUCCAAAUUUCAAUAUUAAAGUUCAAAUUUCGAGAUAAAAAAAAUCAACAUUGUGUCAAUUAAGUCAAAAUUUCAAGAUUAAAUCUUGAAAUUUUCGAGAUUAAAGUUUAAUUUCGAGUUUACAAAAUGUUGUGGAUAAUGAAGAAAUUUCCAGAUGAAAAAAAAAAAUAAUUUUAUUUCGAGAUUAAAGUCCACAUGAAUCCCAAUUUCGACUUUUAAUCUCGAAAAUUUGGUCUUAAUCUCGAGAUGGCAAUUUAAAAAAAUCUUUCUCCGAUUAUUUAAUUUUUUUCAACAUUAAAGUCGAAACGUUGAGAUUAAAAGAAUCGAAAUUAUGUCAAAAGAAUCAAAAUUAUGUCAAUAAAGACGAAAUUUUGAGAUAUAAGUCAAAAUAUUGAGGUUACGAAAUGUUGUAAAUAGUGUAGAAAUAUCUAGACUAAAAAAAUAAAAAUUUUGACAUUAGAGUUUAAAUUUCGAGAUUAAAGUCGAAAUUUUGACUUUUUAAAAUUUCGACUUAAAUCUUGAAAUUUUGACUUUAAUCUUGAAAUGGAAAUUAAAAAAAAAUCUCCCCCUUUUAUUAUUUUUUUCCCUCCUUGUGACUCUAAUCCUCUUUCAUAUAUAAGGGAGUUUCAGUUGGCUUUUGAGUAUCAUAAAAAUUACAUGAGGCAUGAGGUAACGAGGCAAAAUUCUGAUUUUUCUGAUUUUUGGAGUCUCUGUGUUGAUUAAAUUAAAAUUUUCCUGAAGCAGAAUUCUUAUGCAAUUUUUUAGACAAAACUUUUUAAAGCUCUGACUCUAAAUUUGGCUCAAAGAGGGAGAAACAGGAGAUUUGAUAAACCUUCCAGAGGCUGCUGGCUGUAAAAUGAAUGAAGAGAAGGAGGAGGAGGAAGAAGAUGAAGAAGAGGAGGAGAAGGAGAAGGGGGAGUGUUAGGGUUCUGCUUUAUAAAUGUCGCAGUGCUGGCAGACCCUCAACCUUUGCCCAGAAAAAACACACAUACACACACACACACACUCACAAAUACACUGUUGGGUUAAUGCCAUAAUGAAGUGGUCCCUGAAAUGAGGACCAACCGUUCACCAGAAAAUAAGUUAUACUUGGACACACACACACACACACACACACACACACACACACGGUAAAAUAAAAGUGUCCACUGAAACUCAAACCCUGGCAGCAGUGUUCCCCUCUAUUAACCUCUUUUUUGUCCCUCUCCUGCCUCGUAUAUCUUCUUUCUCUCUCUUGUAUCCAUUAAUAAAUUAAAGCAAGAUGGUCACUGGUUUGUGCUGUGGAUGUGCAGGGCAUUCUGGGUAAAUCGCCGCUGUCUCUCUCUGUCCCUCUUCAGGUGACGGGACGCUCCGAGUUUGGGAUAUAAAAGCAGCUGCGUGCCGAUUGGCUGUUCCAGCUCACAAAGCUGAGAUCCUCAGCUGUGAUUGGUGUAAAUAUGACCAGGUAAACACCCACCUUUUGAAUCUAGUGUUACUUAAUGUUACUCACUGAAUCCAGAUGUUUCUGGGUACUGGUAAGUCCAUCAGCCAUCAACAGACCCUCCUGUUUAGCAUGGAUCAGCCUGCUGUUGAGGCAUCAAAACGAUCCCUCAGGGUAUUAAGGAUAUAAACAUAACAACAGGAUUCUCAAUUAAAGUGAUUUUUCUGUGAUUUUUGUAGAAUAUUGUGGCCACAGGCUCGGUGGACUGCACUGUGUGUGUGUGGGACCUGAGGAACGUCAGACAGCCUGUCAAUCAACUCCAAGGCCACUCCUACGCCAUCCGCAGAGUCAAGGUACACAAACACACACACACACACACACGCAUGUAUAUGUACGUACACACAGACACACAUGCACACAGUCACAUCCGGCCCGGUUUCACAUGCUGUCAAGUGUCUCGUUUCAACACUUUGUUCUCGCUGUUCAGAGCAUCGUGUGUUUGUGUGCUGUGUUAGCAGAGAGUCACUGCAGGGCCUGACAGCAUCAAAACACCCCCGUGAAUGGACCUAAUAGGAGCACACAUGCACACACACUUACACACUUAAACACACAAAGAUGCACAUAUCAAACGUAUUUGCAGAGACUCCCUAAAUGCAUCUGCAGUUGUUCCUCUUCACACACGCUUACCUGAGUUCACCCAAUCAAAUGUCAGCUCUGCUCAGGUUGGGUUUUUCAGGACAGCUGUCACUUAUUGAUCAAGAGUGCCCACUUUAAAACUGUGAAUGUGUGUGUGAGUUUGUGUGCACUGCAGAUCUGUCAGUUUGUAUUGAUUAACCGGAGGAGAAAAGAGGAGGUGACGAUCAGCAGAGGAAGAGAAAAGAGAUAAAAAUAAACUGAAGGAGUGAAACAUUUAUAGUUUGCUUCUGUUUCUGGUUUUAUUCUCUCAACAUUAAUCGAAUAUCAGACGCAAACAUCGAUCAUAGUUGACACAUUUUACCUGCUUCAGUCUCGAUUAUCAAACAUACACUCUGAUAAAUAACUACUGAUAUGUCAACCAAAAAAAAAAGGGUUCAAGCUAAAUGUUGGCAUCAUUGUGUGAAAGUCUGAGUGAGCUAAUGGUUCAACAGUGUCAGAAUAACGUACCUGAGUCUCAAAAGUGAAAGAAUGAGUGGAUUUCAUCAUCUACAGUACAUAAUAUCAUUAAAAGAUUCCAGACUCAUUAAAAGACACCAAAAACAGAACAAAGGAGACCCUGAAGUGUGUGUAACACAAAAGCAAAGAUGCAGAUUUGUUUCUCGUGGUGGUUCUUUUGUCUUCUUUGACUUUUUAAAUAUUUAUUAAAGUAGGUCUAUAAUGAACUGAGAGAGAGAGAGGGAGAGAAAGAGAGAGAGAUCAGUGGAGAGGUGUUAAAUGAGGCUGAGAGAGAAUCUGAUGAUAAGAAAGGUGAAACUGUCAGAAGCAGAGAGGAGGAACAAAUGAAGGAAUAAAUUAAUUUAAGAGUGCUUAGCCGACAGCCGCUGUGUUUCUCUCAGCAGGCUUCUCUCUGUGUCGGCACAAUCAUCCGUCUGCUGAGCAGAAAAGAGGCUGAAACGUCUGCUUUACCUGCCUCGGGUCAUUUCUUAAACCGGGAUAGAAAAAAAGAAUCUCAUCUUUAAUGUUCACAACUCUUUCUACCAGAUGAGGGAACCUCCUCUGUCUGCCGCCUCAAAGAGGAGACUUCAGUCAGACAUCAGAACAGACUGAUGAAGGUUUUAGUCAGCAGUCUGAGAGGAUUCAAAGCUUUCUUUAAAACUCAGCAGGUUUCUGCCCCAUCACUGCUUUAGAGAGAAGAGCCUCUACAUUUCUGCUUUAAACAAAUCACACUUUAUUUAGACGCAGCUGUUUGAAUGUUUGAGUCAAAUCACAAGUUACCUGGAAUUUCAGGGCUGAUUCAACUGCUUAAAGUCCCACUCCGAUCGUUUUUUUUAUCACUUAAAGUGUCCUCAGUGGUCUGUAAAUUGUGAUUAUGAAGUUUUUACCAAAAAUCGCGUUACCUGUGUCAUUUUCAAGGGCUUUUUUUCUGCAGAGCUCCAAUAGAUCAUUAGCAAUUUGUCUCUGAGUUGUGGGCGGAGACAGCACUGCUCUGCACGUUAGCUUUCUGCCUAACAUUGCCUGUACAGCAGAAGUAACAGGUAACAUAGGCGCUAUUCAGACACUUAUGUCUUUAGGGAUACGAUGAAAGAUAAUAUUAUUAGCUGUCUUACGAGCAUUGCAGUCCGCCAACGCACACACUUGAUCCGUGAUCGUCCUCUGGAUUUCUCCUCUCUAUGCAGAAUGUGGCCUGCUUAGCGGGGCUCCGGGGGCGGAGCUUGGAUUGGUUACGUAUGAAAUCUUACUGUUUUUGAACCUGCUGUUUGGGUCUGCCAGAGAUUGGAAUGAAGAAAGACUCAGAAAAGAAAUUUUGCAUUUAGUUUCACAUGUAAAAAAAAAGAAAAACAUGAUUUUCAUCGGAGUGGGUCUUUAAAACACCUUUACAUUAACUGACAGUGAGGAUCUUUAACUUCUUGGUUAUGACAUUAUGUCUCAGUCUGACUCUCUUUUUCUCUUUGGGUUAUAAACUCAGGGGUGUGAGUAGUUUUAACAAAGUCAUACAUGUCAUUAUUGUUUCUCUCCUGCAGUUUUCUCCGUUCAGCGGGACAGUGUUGGCGUCCUGCUCAUAUGACUUCACUGUCAGGUAAGUCCUAACCAUCACUUCAUACAUUUUGAACCUUGAACCCUUAACCCAUGUCUGGAUCACCCUCUUUGAAAGAUCUCCAAAUCAGUUGUGGUUUCAGUGGUUUUUUCUGCAUUUGUUCCAAAAAAGUGAAAAACAAGAGGACAAAGUGUUUAUAAAUGAAGCUCGAUCAGGUUUAAUGAUCUGUGGGAAUAAAUGAGGUCGAACAGGUUUGGAUUAAAUGUGUUUGCACAAAGUAAUCUUUAGUGAGCAUUAGAGAGGAAACAGAGAGGCAGGAACCCUGCAGAGCUUUUUCUUUUCAAACGUCUCAGAGUGGAGUCACAAUAACACACACGACUAAAUAUAAUCGCUGAUGUUCAUGCUUUUACUCAGUUUUACAUGAUCGUCCUCAUCAGUGGGAGAAAACUGAGCAGAGUCAGUUUCAUCUUUGAGUUUACAUCUGCAGUCCCAGAUGUUCUGCCUCAUUUCACUCUAUGUUUAUCACACAGAGCAUCAACACAUAGAAAAAGAUCAUUUAAGGACACAGCAGUGUUGUUUGGCAUGUUUCAGAUCAUGAAAGCCUCACUGUAUGGAUGCAUGUUGGAUCUUCUCUUUUCAUGGCAGUCUCUGCUGCACCUUUGGCCUUUUCUUAAAGCACUGAAAUGCCUCAAAUGUUAGUUUUUGACGUUCCACCAAACAUGCUUGCAUCUUUCUGUGCAACCAAGGUCUCAAAAAAAGACGUGCAGGUGCAUUGCUUACUUGGAGCCGCAUAAAUUUCUGGCCAUUAGAGGUGGGAGAAAAAAACGAUACAGCGAAGUAUUGCGAUAUUUUGUCUGGUGAUAAAUUGUAUCGUCUCAUUUACCAAGUAUCGAUUUUUUUAAAUGAAUCGCUAAUAAGAAGUCAAAUCUCUGAUAAUGGAAAAAAUAAAAUUAUUGUCCAGUGAGGUUGACAGAGGGGACAUCAUAGAGCAGGAGAAAGUUAGUACAACAAAUAUAUGUAAGGUUUGCAAGAUGUGCUACAUGAAAAUAAAAUACAGCUAAAUCCUUCAUUUAGAGGAUCAUGUCAUGAUCCUGUCAUCUAAGGAUUUAGCCGAUUUUAUCAGACGUGGCCAGCAUUAUCAAGAGAUGAUUUAGGCCAAAAACUCAUUUUCGUCAAAAAAUGACUUGGGCUAGUAUUUUAAUAGGUUAACUAUAUGCUAUAUCGCAAUACUCACUGUAUUGCAAAACGUUAGAAAUUGCAAUAAUAUCGUAUCAUGGCCCAAGUAUCGUGACAACAUCGUAUCGUGGGGCGACGAUACGGCUUUCUGGCUUAAGGACCCCUGGAAGAAUAGCUUAGGCUUGGCCAAGGCUAAUGGGAUCCCAAAUAAAUUAAAUCAAUUCAAAUCAAUCGGUGAUUUCCUUCCCUCAUGGCCAUGUAGACCAAGUGCUUCACAACCCUGCUGUGUUUUCAAGUAUGACAAGAAUUUUAAUAGAGAAGCUUUUGGUUGUGCAACUGGUUAAAUCUAGAUGACACACUGUGUAAAGGAUGUUAAAGAAAAAAGGAGGAGUCAUUUUAUCAGCAAAACACUCAUAAAUAAUUAAAUAACACAUGCAAAGAUUCUGCUCAUUUUGCACACAGUGCAAGACAAGCUUUAAAGCUCAGUGCCAUCUAUUUACAGAAGUGUAGAAAAGUGAAUAAUAUCCACCAGCCAGGCUCUAGAUUGAAAGGCUCCUUCUCUUGUCGGUGCUGUGUCUGACUUAUUUUCCAAAUGUGCUCAUUUUUGUGAGGCUAAAGCUUCUUAUACAGUCUGCAUUGAAACAGAGAGGGACUCAGCUUUAAUUUAAGUGGAGCUGAUAUCAUUAAUGACAUGUAUUUUGAUUUUCAAUCACUUUAAGUCCAUCCUUUAAGACAUUUAUGGUGUUUCACUGACAGAAGCAGCAUUAAAGUUGAGUAACAAUAAUUAGACAGUCUUCAGAGAGGAGAUGCUGUGCUUGUCUUUUCGUGAGUGUUUGGAGGACAGACAGCUUUUCUUAUGUGAGUGUUUAAUGUAGGACAUCUGUACGUGUAUUAUUACCUCACACUCUUUCCUUUGUUACCAAACAGGAUGGAUGGUAAUGUUGAGUCAGGACACUGGUAAUAUGUGAUCAAGUUAACUGGUGUGUGACGUAGAGAGAGAAACAUGGAGAUGAGUUUUUCUUUUAUUGUCCUGCAGAGGUUCAGUUAAUAAGAUCUCUAAUAUCAAGCACGACUGCACCUGUGGUCCUUAUGAUAAUACGCCUCUGCAUAAUCGUGCGCUCCCUCCCCGUCUCUAACUCAGCGGUUUGUCUCACAGUUUCUGCAGCAGUUGAUUAAAGACGUUACCUGAGCUGUCAAACCGUGCUUUUUCUCAGUAUAUUCAGUAUAAUGUGUUUCAGUAUUGCACCAUUUUACUCUGUUUUAAAGUGCAACUAAAACCAAAAGAGUCACACUGUGUGGCUCUGACUGUGGACUGUUAAUAGACCUGAAUUUUGGACCAGGAUUGCAGAUGUCCCACACAAUAUCGAACAGUUCUGCACACCUGAUUCAAAUGAUCAGCUCGUUAUUAAGCCAUUACAGAGCUUGAUAACGAGCUGAUCAUUUGAAUCAGGUGUGUUGGAGCAGGGAAACAUCCAAAACAUGCAGGACAGUGGGCCUCGAGGACUGGAUUGAGAACCACUGGUUUAAGGUCAGUGAUAUAAAGUUUUUUGGGGUCAAAAGAGGACUUUUUCUUUAAAUUUAUCUGUGUAGGAGUCCCUCUGAAAUAUUUUCAGAUACUUAUAAAAACCGUCCGAGCCAAUCAGGGACACAAACAGGAAUUUUAGUGGACACUUUGGUUGCAGCUGAAAAUUAGACCUACAAUGUUACUGGAAAAAACAAGUCUAUUAUUAUUAUUAUUAUUAUUAUUAUUAUUAUUAUUAUUAUUAUUAUUUUUAGGUAGGGCUGAUACAAUAAUUUAAUUCACAGUCCAUAUUUUAGUCUGAAACAAUUUUCAGUCAUUAAAAGUAUUAUCGCCCUCAGGGUUCUCGGUGUAAAUAUGUGAUGCUCUUUUUUUGUUCAUCAUGAUUAAUUCAUCACUGAAGGGUUUUCUUUGGUGGGUCUCAAUAAACAAUCUAAAAAGUGUCACCUCUGGGCUCUUAAAAAGUCUCAUGGAUUAUUUUGACAGUUUAAUCAAUAAUGAAAAUAAUCAUUAUCACUGCCCUUCUGUGAGUGAUGGUACAGCUUGGAGGAUUUGUAAGUAUUAUUUGAUAGAAAUUAGAAUUGCAAAGUUGUAUUUUUUUUGUCCUUUAACAUCGUAGCAGGACCAAGAGCCUGACGUGAAGUUCAGGUAAAGUUUUCAAAUGUUCCUGAAACAAGCCAAACCUGGUUAACACAUCACUCACUCAUCCUGAUGUUUUGAAGCUUUGCCAAGUUUCAGCUUGGACUGUAACUUUAUAACAUAACACAGCAGGUAUGUCUCCAACUCUCCAUAUAUAUAUUAGGUUGUCUGCUCCAGUUGAAAAGACUGAGUGAAAGAUGGAGCGUUUGUUUCGGGGGGCUAACAGAGGAGGGAUAAAAUGAAUAAAUGUCAGGUCUUAAUUAUGUCAAAGGAUGGAGAGAGAAAAAGAAAGAUGGAGGAUGUAAAAAGCUGAAGGGAGAGAGAGGAUGGCUGGAAGAUAAAUGUGCUGAGAGCUGGCUGCGUGCCAAACGCUGUGUUUUAUUGAUCUCUGCUUUCAUUGGCUCAAAUACUUGAUGCUGAGUACUGAUUUCAUUACAGGCUGCCCUCACACACACACACACUAACAGACACACAUGGUGGGACAUCAUACCUGCCAUAUAGUCGUAGUUUUAUGCCUGCAGCUGCGAAGAAAACAGCGUCUCAACCAAUAAUCCUUAGAAACCAAUCAUAAACUUCAGAAGGAGCUUUGUUUUUAUUUUUGUUUUCGAACAAGGCGCCCUGAGGCUACAAACGGAGGAAAAAGACAGACGGCAUAAAGCUAAUGCACAGAAAUAAUUUAUGACAGAACAUUAUUAGGAGUCCUUUCAGUGGUUUGCUUAAUACAGAUGCAGUUUUUCACUAAUGCAGCUCUGUUUUGUUUGUUCUGAAGAGACCUCAGCAGUUUGGCUAGACCACACUGAUAACACCGAGGGGAGAUUCAGAGACUUAUUUUAUAGAGUGUAAGUUCUGCUUUAUUGUUACUGCUGCAGUGAUCUGUCUGUAAGCCAUAUAAAGCAGAUAAAAGUCUAUCACAAGAACAUUUUAUAGGUUUAUUAUUCAAAGCUGUGUAAAAAGUAACACUCCAACACUGAGUCUAAAUGUGUAUCAUGAGGAAAAAGGCCAAAACGAAGCGUUUCAGGCAGAGGCUGUCACUGAUAGAGGGUGAAAGAGAUAAGAGGUAUCUAUACAAAAUCUAUACAAACCAGGACCAGCAUCAAGACCUAUUUGUCAGGAGCUGGUAGGGACUAAACAGUAAACUGAAAUUGUACAAAGAAAAUCUGUUGUUCUGGAUGUUGAAAUAGUUUGAAUUAGGGGUUGUAUAAUCCUACGCAGAACAUAAUCACAGAGCUGCUUAACAUAAAUCAAGAUUCAUGUCAUUGAUUCAUCCUCAGCAGCUUUCAUCAGAAAGUCCCCACGUCGUGUCGUGCAGAGGAACUUUUUCAAACAUUGUUCAAGCGCUGAAAAGUGGCUCUAUCUUUAAUUUAAUCUCACACUCUUUCUUCUCCUUUAUUAACCCGCCCACUGUCCGUGCUGUGAGAUAAUCCUUAAUCCAUUCAUUACUGCAGUGAUAACACAGUUUUAGCGGGUUUACUUCACCCAUCUCAUUAAAACUCUGUAAAUGGGACAGAGCCGGAGCUGCAGAUUUCUCCCUCCGUGCACAUAUUCACGUAUGUUUGUGUGCUUUCUUCCAUAGCAACAUCACGUAGUUCGGUUUCCCUUAAAAGCAGUCCAAACACGUAUGAUACCAGACUCAUUAUCACCUAUUCUCCAGCCAGUGUGUGUGUUUGGAUGUGUGUGUGUGUGUGGUCACUAAUGUGUAAAGCCUCUAAGCAUUGAUCAUGACAGACUGCAUGAGCUCAUGUUACCUCAUUAACAGGAGACUCUUUACAUCAUUAGCAUCAAUCCUCUUUGUCUGCAUCCUCCUCUUUGUUCAGUGAAAGAAAAGGCAAAAUAUUGUCACCAUCUUGUGUCAAUGUCCCGGCCUUUCUACUGACCAAAACCCGUUUGAUUUAUCAAUGAAACACCCCUCAGGUGGUUUGCUCCACAGCAAGACAGGGAGUAAUGACACUGACGUCAGAUUUUCAGUUUUUUUACACAUGCGGUUUAUGUUUCAGUCAGAUGGGACAUAACACGAGACACAAAGUGGGUAUUGGGAUUCAGCGGGUCUUACAGGUGAGUAUCAUCUGCUUAGCAAUGAAAGUCUAUACCACAAAUAUGCAGGAUUUGGCCCAGAGGAAGUGUAGCAUGUAAACCGUGAAGAAGACGGGACCUAUAAUAGACCUUUGAGGGACACCAAAAGAGAGAAUCGUGCAGGAGGAGGUAUUUUAAAGCACUACAGGAAAAUAAAAUCUUAUCGGCACCUCAAGUUGUUACUGGUAUAGUAUUGUUCAUCAGUCAGUCGUUUAAAUGACACUCAAGAAAACUGAAUUAUUGCCUCACUCCAAUUAAGACCAGACAACUGAAGUACAUAUAAACACCUUAGUCUGACUAUAAUCAGAGUUUGAAAACUCCGAUUGGAACCGGAGAACUCAGAUUCAGACACCCAGAUAAUGCGAUUGGAAUUCAAUUUUCUCUACCAUGUAACCAGCGUAGUCGCAGUAUGAUUGGACAAUGCAUGUGUGCAUGCGCCACACCUCCUUAACUCCAGAACAAAAACACCAUGAGCUUGAGGAGUAGCAUGCACCUCACCUGCAGAAAAAGUAGCGCGUACAUCAUGUACGACAAAAACAACGCUGUAUGAUGCUCCAUCUUCUUGCAUGAAAAUGCCUAGCAGCAGCUGUAGCCACUCCUGACCUCUGGUACAGACCUGCUGUUGUGGUUAAAAAGACCCAGAUCGCCCCCUAGUUUGGGGGAGGAGGACACGUUCAGGUCAAUAAUUCAAUUUUCUCAGCUGCAUGUAUACGCGGACAAGGAGAGAAGUCCAAUUUAGUGAGAAAAAAAAAAAAAAAAUCAUGAACUUAGUCCAAUAAAGCUGUGCAUGUAAACGCACUGAUUGUUAGAUAGACAAAAGCUAUGAGCUUUACUAGAUUACAAGUUUGAGCCAACACCUGCAUGGAUAAAACCAAGCUAGCCCACUUGUCUUUUGGUUCUGUUGAAUUCUCAGCCAGAGGAAUUAAUAACAGAACCACUCAUGAAUCACAUCUAAAACAUCAAACUAAACCUGUUCAAAACGUCAGCCCACCUGAUAAUCUGAUGCACAGGUGUACGUUUUGUAUCACAGGGCCCACUCAUCUACCUGUUGGUGUAAUCAGCUUGUUACACCUUCCUCUGUUUACCCUCCACCUGCUCUCUCACACACACCUGCUUCUGUAGGCCUUCCUGUGUGUUCAGACUCUGGUUGUAAUGUGCAAACACUAAGAACAAAGCAGGAGCGCACAUACACUAAUAUGCAAAUACAUCCAACCACAGCCGGACUGGGAUCUAUUUAUCCUUUAACUAACCUCAAUUCCUCUCACAGCCUCCUCAGUCUGGCUUUUUGUUCAUUUGGUCAGAAUCUCAGAGUGGACUAAAGCGUUAUGUAGGUUUCAUUGUUUUAACCAGAGAGCCGCUGGAAAGAGAGCUCACUUUGUGUGGAACUGAUUGACCCAAAUUGAAAUUCUGAUAGUAUUGGUAGUAAACUCUGAAUGAACUGAGCUGUGAAAGAGAGGCUUGUUAUUUUGCUGAGAAAGAGAUAUUUGUUGGUUUCCUAAACGCAGUCAGCUCGAUGUUCCUCUUCAGGCUUGCUAUUUUUUACAGGGUUUAUUAUAGGAUUAUUUUUUGGUACCACUGCGACAUAAAUGAACUCCUGAGCACCAGAAAUCAGAAUCCAGAAAUAACAACACUGACUCACAGUUUAUGCUAAUAAAAAACAUACAUAACAAGAAUUUUCUAAAAAAAAAAAAUUGUUUAAUUUUUAAAGACUUUUUAUGUAUCUGGGUCUGUUUGCUGUGCAGUGAAACACUGAAAACAAUGAUAUUUGCCAACAGUGGUGUCAUGUCUGGAAACAAACUGCAAAUAUGCCUUCUGUGAUAUUCUUUCAGUGUAAAAAAGGUUUUUGAAUUCCAACUAUGAUCGUUGAAUUCUCAGAUAAAAGUCAGAAAUCAUUUUUUUUUCUGAACUUGAAUCUCAGAGUUCAAAAGUUAUUUAAUAUAUUAUAAGCCUUUUCUUUAUAAGAUGUCACAUUCACGGAUUUGUUCACUUCAUAAACUUGUCUAUAAGCUGUUUGACUGCUUAUAAAUUCAUAUGAAGGUUGAUCUUAAGCCUUUUAAAUGCCUUAAGAAAGCUUUAUAAAUGUGUCUUUAAUCUGUUAAAAGUGAUGGGUUCAUAUAAAGUGUUACUCUUCAUUUUGUUUUAGCCAUUUUUGUAAAUGUAAUUGUGGUAACGCUUUACAAUAACCAUAACUUAUUAAUGGUAAAUAGACCAUUUAUAAAUGGUAAGCAGAUAGUUUAUUCGUUUUUAAUCAUCAUAGCAUAUAGGCAAUUAAUAAAUUGUAAAUUUUACAAAUUUAAAAACCUAACUCUAACCAUAACCCUAAUUUUACAAUAACCAUCUAAGUAAUGUUUAUAGGUGGUUUAUAAAACCAAAUAUUAACCAUUUACAAAGUGCUACUGACGCAUAUUUUAAUCUAGAUGUUUUACAACCAAUAUUUAAACCUUUAAUAAAUAGUCCAUUAAUAAUUAAUGAAAAUUAUUAAUCAUAAUUUCAUUGCUUGCUAAUGGUAAAGUAACAAUUAACUUACAUUAAUAAACUAUCUAUUUGCCAUUUAUAAUUGGUCUAUAUGCUGAUUUUAAAUGAUGAUUCAACAAUAAUAAACUAUCUAUUUUCCAUUUAUAAAUUAUGGUUAUUGUGAAACGUUACCAUAAUUGUUUUUGUGAAUAAUAAUAGCCUUUAAAACAACAUUUCUACCACUUUAAUAUCCACCCAAAAUACUCAAGAAAGGAAAUGAAAAAAGGCUCGAGACAACUCACUCAAGACAGUCAUUCUCAAUUGUUUCAUGUGUAUACAAAUUACAGGUUCAGUGUAUUCUGUUUUUGGAAAGCCUUAUUUUCACUUUAUCUCUUUUAACAAAACUUUUGGACUUUUGAAGUUUUCGUUGACUGUAAUGAGUUCCAUUUGAAUCUUAAAACCCCAAAUUUAAGACUGUUGAGUUGGCACACCUGAAACACAUGGUCCGACUGUAACAAAACAUUAACUUGCUGUAAAUAUUUAAAGCCUUGUGGCAUUUGUAGAUACUUGUUGCUCCUUUUCCUCCCUCAAAACACUGAGCUCAUGUUUUCCCUUUCUAACAGCAGGUCAGACGUCCUCUGUUUGCUCUAGAUAACGUUUUCCACGCUUCACAGUAGCCCCUGUGUGUGUUUGUGUGACUCUUAACAUUAAUUUCCUGUUUGGAAUAAAAGCAUCAGUGACCUUAAUGGGGGCAGGAUCUAAUCACUUUCUCUACGUUUCUGUCACUUCUCUCCGUCACUAUCGUAAAUGUUUGUCACUCCUCCUGCCCUCCCUCUGCUUUUCUCUCCAUCCGCUGUGACUUAAUGAGUUUCACAGUAAUAGUUAGACACACACAGAAAGCUGACAGGUGAAUGGACCUCUCCACAGAAUGAAAUACAAUGGAAGCUAAAUAAUUACCUACCGUGAAAACUGCAGACAAAAGGCAGCGCAGGCCUCAUUUAUACAAAUAACAUGGUGUAUUUGUCUAAACUGGGACAGUCAUCUGGCACUGAACACACACUCCAACAUGAACGUCAUCGAAACCCAUAAUCUGGAUCACACAUGGAUCCCUUUUGUAGAAUAAAUUAGUCAUAAUGGAGAUCAGACUUCAUCCUCUGCAGAGGUUUGAAAGGAAAAAAGUCUUAAAAUUAAAUAUGAGUACUUUACAAACACAUCUGUAGCGCUGUAAUAGGUAAAAAUAACAGACUCUGCCUCCUCCCCCUGUCUCCCCCUUCACUGCAUUUCAUUGAGUGAGACAUCAGGCUCACUGCGGCUGACAGUAAAUCAUUCCUGUUUCUCUUUUUUAUGAAGCCAAUCAAGGCUUCAGUGGCUCUCAGCUGCAGGAUUAUCACUCCUUCCUCUUAAUGCACUGAACGAGAGCUCAGUGACACAAAUGCAUUCGUAUCAGUUAAGAUUAUUUUACUGCAGCUGCACUUCAUUACACUGCAGACUUAUAACUCUGCACUGAGGGUGAUGAAUGGGUUAGACUUAAACUGUAUGGCUUCAUUUGUGAAUGAGUGAGCGGAUAAACUCCAUACACCACACUGAGAUUAUUAAAUCCCCGACUUAAGAAUGGAAACAACGCAGAAUAUGAUAAUGAGCAAAUCAUUUAAAGCCUAUAUUUGACUGAAAACAGUGAGAAAGCAACAUACUAAUGUUGUAACUGAAAAUAUAUAUCAGGACUGUAGGCAGACCAGUUUAGCGCCAUGACUGUAAAAGUCUGUAAAUGGAGCGACUGUCCGGUAGAAAUUACAAAAAUGUUGUACUCUGGUAAGUUUUAAGAGACUUUACAAGAAUAAUGUUUUUUUCUCAAUAUUGUAGAGAAAAUGAUGUAUGAUUAUUCAUGUAAAGUGUAAAGCAUGUUCAUUAUUCUAUCUGAUUUGAAGAGUGAAUCGAAGUGUUGAUAUUUGUAGAAAGAGAGUGUAUCUGUAUAAUGUACACCAUGUAUGGUAUAAGGGGUAGGCCUUUAUAAACAUUGCUUCUGCCUAAACCCUUUCAGUCAUAAUAUACCGAAAUUAAAUAAUUCAUUCAUUCAUUCAUUCUACUACAGAGCCAUGCUGUUGUAAUUCCUGCAGAGUGUGGUUUGUCAUUGUCUUGCUGAAAUAUGAAGGUCUUCCCUGAAAAACUCAUUGUCUCGAUGGCAGCAUAUAAUCCUCCUAGGCAAAUAAUGGGCUGUGUGUGUGAAAAACGAGGUGUCCAUGAUUUCCAAAAAGAAUGUCAAAUUUGGAUUUUUUUACGUUUCAGUCCAUCUUAAAGAAAAUGUCAAAAUUACUGAAUCAUGUUAAUAAGUGUAUAUUUUACAUUUUUUCAACCAGACUACACUAACUUUGUUAGGGAAGAACACAGUGUUGAUGGUUUCCACAAAGAGUGUCAAUUUAUUUUGGCAGCAUUUUCCACUUUCCCAGAAGUCUGUAGCUUUUUAGAUGAUUUUUGUAAACAGGAUCUAAAAGAGUCCAUGUGACAAAAAAAAUGUGACAGUCACAUUUUGAUUCAUCAGACCACAGGACAUUUUUUUUUUCACUUCCAUCCAUCUUAAAUGGACUGCAUUUGUGGAUUUUUCCAGUGGUUUCCACUCCAGAGUCCUGUCUGUUUUUAAUGCAGUGCUGCCCGAGGGCUUGAAGAUCAGGACUAUCCGGUCUUGGUUUUGGUUCUUGUCCCUUCAGCACAAAGAUUUCUUCACAUUCUCCGAAUCUUUUAAUUAUAUUAUGUACUACUGAUAAUAAAAUCCACUCAUUCUUUCAUAUUUGACACUCAGGAACAUUAACUUGUAGCCUUUCGACUAUGAGCUCACACAGUCUCUCACAGAGUGGUGAACCUCUUCCCAUCUUUCCUUCUGAGAGACUCAGCCUCUCUGAAUGUCCCUUUUAUACCCAGUCAUGUUACUAACUUGAUGGAAAUUAACCUCAUUAGUUGGAGAUGUUCCUCCAGGUUUUUUAUUUUAUUUUUUUUUUAUUUCUUAGCGUUACACAACUUUUUAAAAGUUUUAUCCCCCCCAGCAACAACAAAUUUAAAGUAAACACAUGGUUUUUUUCAGCAACAUCUCAACAUUUGAUGUUUUUUCUUUGCACCCUUUUUGUGCAAAUGUAGAAUUUUAAUACUAGACAAACCAUCAAAAUAUGCUCAAUUGACAUCUUUCACAGUAACCCAACUUAUUUGCAACUUGGAUCGUAUCAGCGUAUGAAUUCUUUUUUUAUCAAAUACAUAUAACAGAUCUAGCCUCUCAGUCCUGUUACUUUUCUUCUCUCCUCACACACUCGUUAAUCUGACUUCUCUCUGGGGAAUAAAGAGUUUUAAUCACAGUAAAGUGCCUCUGCGCUCAAGGCCAACUUCUCUAAAUCAUCCUGAAGCUGAUGGCCGACAUGUUUACUCCUCUAUCAACCCGCUCAGAUAAACUUUGUUUUACUUCUCAGACAGAUUAAGUUUCCAAUCAGUGUGAAAGUCAAGGUGCAAAUUCACAGUGCUCAUUAGGACUGAUGUAAAGCGGUCCGUUCUGCAGUAUUUUACAGCAAAUACACACAAAUACACAUGUGUAGACGUACAAUUACACACAGCGAUAAAGAGACUUAGCAGUGAUUUACACUAACAGCUCACUCAAUAUAUAAUAACUUUCAAUGCAUGACUCUCCCCAGACACCCAUCGCUCCUCAUGUGCGCGCCCACAUGUGUGUGUGUGUGUGUGUGUGUGUGUGUGUGUGUGUGUGUGUGUGUGUGUGCGUGUAUUAAUACAGGCCUAAUGGGAGCUGCAGUGUUCCCUCUGAAAAUGAUUUAAUUACAUUUGCAAAGUGGAUGAGUCUGGAAGGAGUGUUUGCUGCGUCAGGGGUUUGGCACACACACACACACACACACACACACACACACACACACACACACACACACACACACACACACACACACACACAUACACACACACACACACAUUGUCAGGACCAGGAAGAGAAACAGUCUUUCAAUUAGUCUGAUUGGCCGUUGCUGGCUGAAGUCAGGAGGCUGUGUUUUAUUGUCUCUCUCUCUCUUUUUCUUUUACUCAUUUUUCUUAAUCUCAUUCUCUAGAUUGCUGUCGUUUUCAUUUUGCUUCAUCUUUAUUAAUUAUUUUCUCCCUCUUUGCAUUUUUGUCUCUUCUGUCUCUGUCUUCCUACAGUCCUCUUUUAACUCCUCUAUUUGUGAUUCUUGAUUUAUGUUUACAAAAUGUGGUGAAGUCUUAGGUGAAUUCUUCCUCUGGACAUGUCAUGAAUUUCCAGAGUGAUUCAUCUGUCAGACUUAAACACACAUCUGAACUGUUAGGUUUUUUAGCUCAUACUAAAGCCUUGCUGUUGGAGCUGAUUGGUCAAACCAAAUACCUCUAUCUCUAAUGGAUUUGUGAUUACCUUGAGCAGUGUGUUUGUUUGAUUACAGCUGCAUCCACAGAGCAAAUGUACUGGAUAGAUGUAGGUUUGGGCCCCAUUAUUAAAGGGAUAUUUCAGCGUAAAAUUAGUUUAGGGUCAAACACACUAUAACACCGAGUUAUGCACCCCGUCGAGAGAUGAAUGUUGUCGUCUCUAGUUAUACCAACUUUAGUAAUGGCUGCACAAUAGCAAUACAGAGAGCCACACGACCAAAACCAAAACCAAAACACCACUCUACAGCAACAAAUAAUGCUCAGAACAGCACCUAACUUCAUCAACAGUACAUAAAGGGUCCCAGCCACAGUACUACCCACCAAACAUCUUUUUAGCUUUGUCUAAUUUCUUUAGCAAAGAGACUAAACACAACUCACCCACUUUCUUCCAGCGGCCACUUAUUUGUACGGAGACCUCCAGGCAAGUCCAUCGACUGCAGCAGGGUGACGCAGCUCAAGGAAGAACAUUUAUGAUCAUUUUUUUAUCAUUUCCUUGAAGUAAUUAUCAUCAUAUUAAUCAUUUUGGACUGCAGACGCGGUAGUUCUUCUGCCUUGGCAUCGCUGUCUGAUUACAUUUUCAUAAAGUAAUAAUCAUAAAUGUUCUUCCCUGAGCUGCGUCUCCAAGCGACAAACAAGCGGCUGCUGGAAGAGAGUAGGUGAGUUGUGUUUAGUCUCUUUGCUAAAGAAAUUAGACAAAGCUAAAAAGAUGUUUGGUGGCUAGUACUUUGGCUGGGACCCUAUAUGUACUGUUGAUGAAGUUAGGUGCUGUCCUGAGUACUAUUAGUAGAGUGGCUUUUUGGUUGAGUGCAUGGCUCUCUGUGUUGCUAUCGUGUGGUCAUUACUAAAGUUGGUGUAACUAAAGACACAAGCGGUCGGCAACAUUCAUCUCUCGACGGGGUGUCUAACUCGGUGUUACGGCGUGUUUGACCCUAAUUUAAUUUUACGCUGAAAAUAUCCCUUUAAAUAGCUAUGACCUGAUUAAGACCAGUGGGCCAUCUGUCUCUUGAUUGCUCUGCACAUAUUCAUGAUGUACCUGUGCCUGCCCUUCUUCAGCCUUUGACCUGUGAGAUUACAGUAAACUUCAGGAGAAGUGAGUCUGGUAUGUCAGCUGAUCUCACAGCCCUGGUGUCCUGGUCAAAUCCUUUUAAAAAUGAACAAUGAAGUGAUCUUUUUCCAGCUGUAAGCUCAAGAUGUUGUUUUCCAUGUGUGUUUGAAGGUUUUGGGACUUCAGCUUGAAUCAGCCUCUUCUGGACACUGUGGAGCAUCACUCAGAGUUUGUCUGUGGACUCGACUUUAACCUCCAUGUCCCUAACAAGGUGACACACAUACACUAUGCACACACUCAUACAUGUGUCCUGAUAAUAAUGUACAAACACACUCUGCUGUCUGAUUAUUAAUGUGCAAUAACAAAAGAUAAACAGCUGAGUCCUGAAGAUUUGGUGCUCAGGGAAAUUUGGACCCAGAUCUCAAUGGUCAUUGGAUGGAUCCUGGAUCAGGAGAAAUCUAUGUAAGCUGUAUUAUUGAGGAGACACUAACUUUCACAAAGAGCACAUGUGCUCCUAAGUGGAAAAAGUAAGGAGCACAUGAAGAACUUUGGGAGCAAUUGAUCAAAUAAUAUGUGUCUUAUUGGUCGACAUAAGUACUAUUAUUUAAAAUCAAUUUUAAGUCAAUUGGUCACAUGACAUGAAAGCUAUUGAAGGAAACAGCCUUUAUUGAGAACAUCAACCGGUAAUUUAUUGAUGGUCCCUUAUUCAACACCUGAUGUUGACAGUGAGGGUGCCGAGUAGAUUCAACCGCGCUGCUGUUGCAGAGAGUGAGAAGACACCAGUAGAUCCACAGUUAAUGUCCAUCGAAUGUCCAACCUAAAACUAACUUCACCGCGGUAUUUAAAUGAAAAAACAUUUGUUGCCUCAGCUGAUUUUUUUUUAUGCGCACAUGUGACCUUAAAUACAUUUACAAUUCGCACACAUCUAUUUUUAGUCGCAAAUGCGAGUGAAACAGUCGCACUGUCGAGCCCUGGGAUGACAGGUGUCAGGUCAGAGGAAGUACACAGCACAUUAUUCAUGUAUCAAUUUCACCUUUUCGUACUUUACAAGCUUAUUUUCAGAUUAAAGGGACAUUUCAUCAGUUUCUCUCCCAGCUCUUCAUCUUUCUGUGGAGUGUCUGAGUCUCAAAUCUCUGGACUCACACUGAUCUCUGUGUCCACAUCUGGUUCUCUGACUGCGUGCUCUCGUUCUUGAAAUGGACCCAUCCAUCAACCUGUCUUCACACCAGUAUGCUCGUGUUUACCCACACACUCAGAAACACACAGUGGCAGUGGGCUGUCAGGGGGGGCUGUGUGUUGGAUGUGUUGGGGUGAAGAAGCUCAGAAAUGAAAAGGCCACUCCUGUCUGAUGUGUCUAAUGUAGUUUUUCAGCUCCUUCAGACAGGAACCUCACAUAACCCGUUAUCAGUGUUAGUGACCAAAUUAGCCUGAAACUCUUGUCCUCUGAUUGGUUCAAGGAAAGUUUAACUCGGCUUAAAAAUAGCCUUUUGAAUUCCUCCAGUCUUUAAUAUAACGGAUUUGUAUCUGGUCAUGUAAAAGAAUAAAAUAGUUCAUAUAUUUUGAACUAUCAAGUGUGCGCAGGUCACUGUUGACUGUUUUUAAAGUUGCCACAGUCCCACCUUUUACUCCAGCAUCAGAUUCAGUUAAUUUGAAUGACCCUAGACCUGGGACGAUAAUCAAUAAAUCAAUUAACCGCACGAUAAAUGAAAAUGAACUCAAUAAUUUUUCUGGCCUCGAUAUAUCGCCAUGUGCAUGCGUGUAUUUGUUGUCCUCGUCUUACACCUCCAAACAAACUAGAUGACAAGAGGGUUCACUCUGUGCAUCGGUCUCAACACCUGGGCACUUAUUAGCGGAAUGAAAUGAAGGGAGUGAACAAUUUCGUCAGUCAUUCAGGAUCUUUGUAUCUGUCGGGGAAGGCGCCGCGGAGCGGCAAGCGCACACAGGGUAGACGGCAGUCAGUGAGCUGCAUGAGGAGCAGCGAAGAGCAAAGCCAAGUGCUACAGCUCCAGUGUGGGAAUAUUUCAGCUUCAAGCCCAAUGAGCAAGGUGCGACCAUCAACACAGUUGAGCCAGGAUGCCGACUUUGUUAAAAAAUGGCAUGCCCACCUCAAACGCGAUCACCUGCUGGAGUUUUUAUAACUGGGGAAAAAAAACAGCACCCCUAGACGCAGAACCGUUGGCUCGACAGUCAACGUUAACUAAAGUCGGAACAGCGCAAAAUGGUCUGCGCUCACAGAAAGUGUAGUUCGCUACAUUGCCAAAGAAAUGCUGCCAUUUAAUACGGUUAAAAAGAGCAUUUUCAUGUUUUUUUUGAAUGUUUUAUUUAUUUAGGAUAUUUAAUAGCUCUAGUUCUGGAUGUUUCAAUGAGAAAUAAAGGUUUAUUUGUCGGACUUAAAAGGGUGUACUUGCACUUUGAUGAUAUAUUAUCACUACAUAAGUGGUUAUUUUGGUCUAGAUAAUGUCAACAAUAAUAUCGUUUAUCGUCAAUAAUUUGUGGGACAAUAUAUCGUACAGCAAAAUUUGUUAUUUUCCCAGGCCUAAAUGACUCAAAUAUAAGACGGGAUGAGCUUUUGGUCUGAAAACGCCUUUUUCGCAUGUUUUUAAGGAGAAAUUUAAUGACACACCUGUAUUUCCUCAACCUGUACCUUUAUGGAGCCAUCUCACCUCCAUAAACACCUCUGUGGAAAAAAUCAGGGUGAGAGCUAUUCCAUGUGCAACAGGAUGAAAGUGCGUACGUGAUAAACCCUCAACAUCACAGCCUGUGUCCUCGUCGGCCAAUCAGAGGGGGUAAAUGGUCCGAUUGCUCCGUUUUUCGCGGCGUGUUCUUGUUUGUGUGUCUAACAGAGAUGCCGUAAUGAACAGCAUUGUCCUCUCUGUGGCUGUUUGAGAAUGUGUGUGUGGGAGGGGGCGGCGCAGUAAUGAGCUGUAUUGUUAGUGUGUGCUGUUAUCAGACAUGUCAUUACAGCCGAGCAGCACUCACUAACACAAAUAGCUGUGACAGCGAGGAGAGGACACACACUGUGACGUCACACACAAGAUCUCCCCCCCGUCUCCAGAUUUUCUGUUUCCUCUCUGCUGCUGACUUAGUUUUCCUGACAGCAUUUUCCUGCUUUUUAUUACUCAGGUAUUAUUAAAUGAAAAGCCCUGAGUGUAGCUUUAAAACUCUGACAGAAUCUAAUCUGUAUCGAUACCUGUGAAGUCAAGUCCAGCUAGUGUCAGGUGGAUGCACUACAGCAGACUUGGCUGCUUUAAACACUGCUGGUUGUUUGAUUUUAGUCUGGAAAUCAUCCCUCCUUCAUGCAGUUGAGAUUUUGAAGAAGUAAAAUGUUGCAUUAGCAUUUUGUCUUAAGAACCGACAGUGAACUCACACAUCAUUUCCAUAAACAUGACCGCCUGGUCCUAUAAUCCUGACAGCAGUUUAAUCUGCUGAAAACUGGAGGAUUUGACUUUAUCCGUCUCCCUCUGAGAUAUCAGACUUCUCACUUCUUCUUCUUCUUGCUGUUUUUUGUUUUCCUCUCAACUUCACUUUCCUUCAGGGUGAAAUCUUAUCUCAGAUUUUACCCUCCUUCUGGACUUCUUCCCUUACCCACUUUAGACUCUUUCCCAGCCUCCUCCUUGUUUUAAUUUUGCCCUCCUGAUAUCAGUACUAAGUUGCUCUUAGCCUCUUCCUCACCACGAUCAAUUACAAUUUUCUUUCUUUUCCUUUUUUAUCUCUCUCUCACACAAACUCCCUCCUUGGUGUGGUCUCUGCUGUUAUCCCGACGUAACCAUGUGUGUCUGAUGGAUCACCCUCCUUCAACACUGCGGGCCAAACCACACACACUUACACUGUGGACCUCUUUUUAGUGGGUGGGUGGUGUGUUAGCGUAGGUAAGAGUUGAUGGAUCGUACAGAGACGCCAGAUGACAACCAUUUACAGGUCUGUAGGUUAUUUUAGCUAACGUCCUUCAUGUGGUUGCCUGAGUUACCAGAUGGUGUCUUAGGUCAAGUGUGACUACAACUUUAGUAGAAGAUAUGGUACAAACCCACAACAGCAUCUUUCAACUAUGGAGGGGUUUAAAGAGUGAGGGCGGGAUAUGUAGAUAUUAGUGGAGGGAGAAAAAAUAGAUACAGCAUAGUACCGCAAUAUUUUGUCUGGUGAUAUAUCCUAUCGUCUCAUCCACCAAGUAUUGAUUUCUUCAAAUUAAGUGCUAAUAUGAACUCAAGUCUGUGAUAAUGGAAAAAUAAAAUCAAUUGUUAGUUCAGUGAGGUCGGCAGAGGUGACACCAUAGAGCAGGAGAAAGUUAGUACAACAAACAUAAGAGAGAGACAAAUGCAGGGUUAGUUAAGCAGUUAAAAAAAUUGUACAGAUCGCAAUAUAUGGUAUCGCAAUACUCACUGAAUCAUAACAUGUUUAAAAUCGCAAUAAUAUUGAAUCGUGGCCCAAGUAUUGUGAUAAUAUCGUAGCAAUGAGCCACUAGUGGUUCCCACCCCCAGUAGGACUCUCUAUUUUCUUGAUCCCUUAAUCAUUUUGGAUGAGGAAAAACUGUGUUAGAAAGUAAACGUUUCAUGAGAUAUAUCAGAGUAUCAUCAGCGUACGUGUUCAUACUGGCAGCUUUGUUAACACUAACUGAAGUAUUUGUAUAAUAAAGCAGUCCUGUGUUGGUAGCUUGUGUAUUUUUAUGUUGUCAUUAAUAAACCCAACAACAGGAGAUCUAAGUUUUAGCUAAAAUAAACACAAAUCGUAUUUUUUUUAUUAUUAUUUCAAAGUCAUAACAUCAUGACUAUGUUAAACAAUUUUAAUGGACAUUAGAGAGUCUCUUAAUAUCGUACAAGCUUCCUGUUCUGUCCACCGACGGUUUUAUGAGUCUCCAACAUCACUUCAAGUGUCACAGUGCUGUCACUCACAGCAGCAUUGCCAUAACAACCAAACAGCGAUAAUAAGUGCACUGUAGACUUGGACUGUUUUGCGCCUUUCCCAUUAGUAAUACAUAUCUACCACAAGCUCAUUACUGUUUUAAUUAUUGCGUCUUCAUUCAUCUUUCUCUCUUUAUUCUCAGUAAAAGUCAUCAAAAAGAAUAUUAGACUUUGAACUUUGGAUUGCUUUUAUAUUUCUUUGUCUUUAAGUCUUUUUUUUUUCUCCUAUCCCUCUCCUCCUUAUGACUCGUCUUUUUCUCUCUCUCUGUCUCUCUCUCUUUCUCUCUUUGCUGGUCGUCUUUGUGUUUUGCUGCAGUCUUGGCCCGUCUGUGUGCCUUUCCAUUACGGCCGGCUGUUAAAGUUAAUUAAAGAGGGGCAUUCCUCUUCUGGAUGGCUGACUCACUGUGCUCGGCCGCUUUGCUUACUCAUGUCCUGGAAGUGCGUUCAGCUUGUUGACUCACUGAUUCAAAGAUUCAAAGAGGAGCAUAAAGCAGACACGAGGGAAACCCGAUGAUUCAGAGGAGGGGGACACUUUGGUAAAGGAGGGUGGAUCCUGAGUUUGUGUAUGGACCAAACAUAUGAUGUAAAGAAGACCACAUAGACCAUUAUCAGCCCAUUCAUCUGGAUCUUCUUACAAGCACAAUUCAGUGCAGGAAACAGGCACGUGUGUCGAGAUUGGUGGCAAAGCAACAGGUUCAGUCAUAUAGUUUUAACUUGUUUUAACUGUGUGUGUGGGACCAAACUGGAGAUGAGAACCAAAAUCUGGAUUUAAGCUGGUUUGAACUGUCAUGAUUGUUUGCUCUUAUGCGUAAGAGUCCUGUAUUGUUGCCUUCCACUUAGUUCUGUCUGUAUCACAAGAGACAGUCGGCUCAAAUGAUGACUGAGGAAGUCAACAUAAGACAGCAUCUGUCCAAAACACUGUUACAUGAUUAAUAAAUCGUUGUGUGAACAAUACCAAUUUUUUCAAAUAAAAUGGUACAACAUACCAACCUGAAAUCCACUCACUUUGUGAGGCAGGCAGCUCUCUAUCUUUAAACUUUACAUUACUGUGACUUCCAGGAACUUUUCAGUCCCACAGAGACAAUCAGUAUAAUUUCAUAUCUGUCCAAAUCUGAAACACAAAGAUAAUCUGUGAUCAGUCUAAAAGAGUCCUAGAUUGAGUACCUAGGUGACACUGGAAAAUGAAGCUGACAGCUGUCUGGCCUGGGGCGAUUAUUGAUCAGAUGUCAUUAAAAGUAAUGCUGUUAUUGAUUCUGCUUACGGAUCCGAUUCUCUAUCACUUCCCUGGUCCAUUCUAGUGGAUUCUCUGUUUGGAAAUGUACAGCUUAUUUAUACACGUUUUCUGCCUCAUCAACUCAGAUUUUAUUUACUUAUACUUUUUUCCUUUACUGCACUGCUGAGAUGAAGAAAGCUGGCUUUUGACUGGACAUUUACAGGUCGUCUAAUCAUAAAUACAGACCAAAACAAAGAUGGUAGCCCCCUGUCGAACAGUAGAGUGAUUAUGAGAAAUUUAUUACUAUUAUUAUUAUUAUUUUUUUUUUAUCUUCAUUUUUAAGGGGUUGGAUAAAGUCUGAAAAUAAACAGAUCUUUUCUUUGGGAUUGGAAAGUUUCUGGAUGUUGCAGAAAAACACAGAGUUUAUUGUCGGAAAGUUGCUGGUCUCACAAAGCGAGUAGAUUUUACAGUAAGUCGGUACAUCAUAUCGCUCUGGUUUUAGAGCUGAUAUUAUUAUGUUUAUAUAUGUUUUUAUUGGUUUUUUAGUUUUUAACAUACAAAACACAUAACACUCAAGACACAAACUACACAAUACAAUACAGUGCGGGAAACAGGGCAAGACUGUACAAACCCUUAACAUCACUCAACCCAACCACCCACCCAGAGCUGAUAUUGUUAACUGUCCGUCACAAUUACUUCUUUGGUUGGAACCAGUUUUUUUGAUUUCCAUCCACGAUAGAGGUAAAUAUCUUCUGUAAAUCUUAAAAAAAAAUUUACACUAGCAAUAGAUGACAUUACUGCUGUUUCGUUGCUUAUUUUUAAGAGAUGAAAAGCUAAACAGGACUAAACAUUCAUGCUGUAAUAUACUGCAGGUCUUCUCUGAUACAGGCCAAAUCGAAAUGCUCAGCGGUGGUUUGCAGCUUUGCCAAGAAACACCCCAAAGAUGUGGAUAACACCUGCAGCUGUUUUUCCACACCUCAGAGCUUACUCUAAGAGAGAGAAAGAGAGAAAAAGGAGUCUCUAAAUAAAGGAUUUCCUCAGCAGGUGAAGCUCAAACACGUGACAUGUUCUGAUACAGAGCAGGAAGUACAGCCGUGUCCACGCCUUCCUCUCUGAAGUGUGUAAUCAAGUGGGACAUGGCUAUCAUCUGAAUGACAUGCCUCUAUUGAGAGGUGACUAUCAGCUGAAUUACACUCUACCUCUCUGUCAUCUCUCCUGGCUGCAGAACACAGCAGCUGAUGAGCUCCGAGUAAAAACACUCGUUCCACUUCACUUUCAGCACGACCAACAAAACGCCACUUUGUUCUCCAUGCCGUCACAGGUGUUCAGCUCUGAAACAGAGGAAAGCUGCUGCUUGCUGGAUGGAUACGAUAGAUUGUGAAUUAAUUAGUCCUGCUCCUGACUGUGAUCCAGUUCCACCCUCUUAGUUUGGGUGUGGAGAUCCUAAAAACCUGUAAAAUGACAUCUACUGAGGUAUCAGUGUGAGCUGCAAUUAAUAUAAUCCAUCUCAGGGACAGAGGCUCUUAAAAAUGUGUCACUGUUUAUUUAUACUCCUUAUAUUUGUGUCCUGAUUUCGUCUUCAUCUAUUAGGUGUUACAUAUUCCAAAAGAGCCGCAUGAGAGGAAACAAAACUCAGGCUGCUGAAAAACCGUCGAUAACAGUGAACAGAAAGGGAAGUCCAAAGAACCGUCGACGGCAUUGGCUAGCUUCACCUAAAAAAAGCUGGAGGGUAAACCAAUGAUAAUAGCCUGUGUUUUUCUCCUAUUUAAAGGGACAUUCCAGUAUUUUUGAAGUGAGGUUUAAGUGUACGCUGUACCCAAAAAAAUUCAGCUCUUUGCCAUCAGAAAUACAUUGAAUACAGAUGUGAUAUCAACAUGUAUAUCACAGGGAGUCAACCAGCUCUCUCAUCAUUCUCAUUCUCAUAGCCUAACCAUUGGACAUGAGGAAGUUAACAUUAGUAAAAUCCACUCGCUCUGUGAGCCCGGCAGCUUCAGGAGAUAAACUAAACGUGUUUCUAUCCAACAGAGAAGAUCUUUUUGGCUUUUUAGAAACUGUCAAGGAAAAAAUGGUUUCCACUAGUUUCAAGCCAUCAUUGUUGUUUACCUUAAAGCUCAGCUGUUUCCUCAUCGAUGCCCUUCACUUAAGUCUGCCAUGCAAAACAAUGAGAGGCAGUCAGCAAGAACAACAAUCAAGAAAAUAGUCAAUCAUAUUUGGGUGCUUCGUUUAAAUGUGGUAUUUUUUUUAUUUAAUUGAACUGAAAUUUCCACUUACGUCACUGAAAACAUUAAGAAGAUUCUUAAACAUUGGCUUAAUUCGUCCCUUUGAUUAUUAUCUUCAUUAAAAUUGCUUUCUAUAGAAAACUAGUUGGCCUUUCCCAAAAAUUCGUUCUUCACAGCAGCUUGACUGUGGACAUUCUCAGGUGUCGAAAUGGAGAUAACCUGCCCCAAAACCUCCAUGGCUGCCCUCUCCGUAAGCCCGGAGAGGCUUGUGGGCAGCCAUUACACUCAGCAAUUACAGGAAAAAUACAGCACUGUUCAGAGCAAAGCUUCAGGACCAUAUAGACUAAAAGUUCUCAGCUCACGAUUACCAACUGGAAAAUAGUUGGGAGUGCAGAGGAUAUCUGGACCCCUGAACUGAAGAACCAAAGUGCAUUGAGCUGCAAAAACAGAGUAUAUAAAAAUAUUAAGUGGUAUGAGUCAGUUUAUCUUUUCUGUUUUUUAAACCUCAAGGAAAACAUGAUUAAAGGUUUCAGUCAAUCUGCAUCUCUUUGAUUUGAGAUGUGAGGCCCUCCUCUAUGCUGGAUGAUGAAAGCUAAAUAUAAGAUUACACUUAAUGAGGGAUAUAAGCCAUCUAUGCAUGUGUGUUUCUUUUUCCAGGCUCAAAAAGGAGACGGUGGCAGUAAAACAGGAGGAAAGAGGAGGAGAGAAAACAGAUUUCAGUCAGAGCAGCUGAGACCAGCGGCCGGUCAGCUGUCUCUCUAAAUGUCUUUGUCCCAGACCUGAUAAUGGAGGGCAGUUAGGCUGGAACACUUUGAUGUGAGAGCUGCAUGUCUGUCUCUCAGCUCUCUGUCCUGAAGCUGAGCUUCCACAUUUCACCGAGCAGAGAGAGGAAGAACUCAGAGGAGUUAUUCGGGUUAUUUCAGCAACAGGCUUAAGUGUUAUUGCACUUUAAAAGAAAAACACUCAGAGGAACUGAGUGUCUGCUCAGCUGAAACAAACAGUCUAUUGGAUUGUGAAGGACCCUGAAUGGUUCUAUUGACUGCAAUGGUCCAGAACCUGGAGGAUAAAGAUCUCUGAUUAGAAGAUUUUAGACCAGAUGGAUCAAAUUGAGGACUUUCUGUUGACAUAAUCACAAAACAUCUUGAUUCACAGUAAUGUGCUUUGUGUAGUACGUUAUAAUCAAUCCCAUUGCACAGUAUCACUUUUCUGCUCAGUCCUCUACUGCUCUAAUCCUUUUACAAGUACAUUUGUUUCUAGAUUGCUGAACAAAAGGGAAAAGCUGAGAUUGAAAGAUAGUUUAGCUGUGAGCUGAAGAAAGAGCUUUGCAGUUUAUUUUAUUAGCUCGAAAUCUCUCCAGGAUGCACCUUCAGAAUAAAAGCAUUGUGCAAAAAUUAGGACACUCAUUAAACAGGGAAUCCAGACCUCACUCUUAUUUUGAAAUGCCUCAGGGAGGUUUGAAUGUCUACAUCUGGGAAGUAGUCUAUGGUGGUAGCCCCAAAUAUUAUAUUAUAUUAUAUCUACGAGGAGGGACAGACGCCGCUGGUCGACUACUUAUCUAAGAUCUAUGAGUACCAGACUGUGUAGAACAUGGACCUGCUCUUUGGUACGUCACCCAUUUGGUUCUGAAGUGUUGUUUUGAAGUCUACCUGUAAAGGUCAGCACAAAAUACCGACUCAACCAAACCUUCAGUUGACCCACCAGAGGCUGGCCUUUAGUAAGGAACCAUUUGUAUUAACCACCCGCCCAUUUGACAGAGUAAUUUGGUGGUCAAUGGUGGUCUGUGUGUGUCUGUAAGACUUCCUAAGACCUCCACGCUCCCUUACGUUACUGUCUCUAACAGAGUGUGUUUUGUUGUGUUUUGUGGUCUGCAGGUGGUGGACUGUGCCUGGGACGAGACCGUGAAGAUCUACACACCUGCCUGCCUAUCUGCUGGAGCUCACAACACAGCAUGACCAACAUACUAACAAGUACUGCUAUACUUCUGAGGACAUUUUCAUGAUCUCUAUGUGUUAGCUGGAGGCUAACACCAACUCAACAGUUUGUUUUAAAAUUCAAAUUUAUUUCUCUGAGUCCUACCGCUUCACUGACAUUUGCUUUGAAUUUCUGAUUUCAUCCAAACUAUUCAUUAACUGAACAAACAACAGAAGACGUGACUCAGUCAUAUAUCAAAGCAGAGCGACUUACAACACGUCACGACUUAUACUUUAUAUUUGUCUUUGUUAAACAGUCUUUCAAGCCUCCUAAGACAAAAUAAACAGUGAGAGCUUUAUGCGGUGUGAUAAAACUGUGACUUUAAUAAAGUGUACCUGUAUGAAAUUGUUCACAAAAUGUUCAAAGGAUAAGAGCAGAAGUUUGACAUGAUGUAAUAAAUAUACAACUGUGAUUUUAUGUAACUUGGUGCUUGGAUUGAAUGGAGGACAUGAAGAUAUGUCCUUUUAGCAGCUGACAUUAUAACAAUUAAUAAAAAAAAAGGCUCUACUAAAAGAAAAAUAAAACU